Porites lobata is the source of this 51014-nucleotide messenger RNA. The record is from the annotation of a GenBank genome assembly. Lineage: Eukaryota; Metazoa; Cnidaria; Anthozoa; Scleractinia; Poritidae.
AUGGUGUUUAGUACCUUCAUUAUGCUUGGUGUGCUGUGGGUUGCAAGGGCCGAUUCAAACGGUGAGUAUUGAACCAGUAUCCAUGUAUGCCGUUAUUUCCAUCAAAAUACAUCUGGUCUCUAAUUUCUUUGAGCUCUUUUUUUUUUGUUCGCUGCUACCCUUUUCUUGUACUGGUAUCAAAUUUAGGAAGUCUUUAUAUUUAUAAGUUUGUGAUCUAAUGGAACUGUUGCACUAAAGUCGCAUCGUUAUUUCUCUCAUGUUGACUCGACACUCAUCACGUUUCUAUACUAAGUAAAACUUCCUAACAGCCAUUUUCAAGAGAACACGUUAACUUUACUUUAGAGUUAGGCUACAACACUUUGUAUAUGAAACUCACAAACAGCUGAAUUCAGUUUCUCUUCUAAAGAAACGCUGCAAAACGAUGGGUAAAUCAUUUGUCGGCUAAACUUUUGAAGUGAUGAUUUAACAUACUCGCAGCAUUAUAAGAUCAGAAUGCCUUUUCCAGGAGAAUUAAUUAACGUCCAACUUGCUGUAAUUAUGGCAAGAGUUUAUGCUCUGGUAUGUUCUUAUCUCGCUCUACUGGUAUUGGAUGAUGGCAAUGAGUCAUUUAUAGAACAAUUUGUCCCUUUUGAAUUUAUUACAAACAGCUACAACAGUAAUGUUAAACCAAUCAUAAUUAUAUUAUAGAGACAUAAAUCGGGUUGUAUUCAGCCAAGAUCACAUAUUUAUAACAUGCUCAUGUUUCUUGAUCAUACAUCCUCUGAUCAAAACUGUCACUCAGGAAUUUCAGGCAAUUUAUUGAUCUUGCUGUUUUUGCGUUUCAUCAAAAACUUCCCAUUAUCAGGCUGUGUUUAUCGUGGGUCCUAAGUCUAUCAUCUCUGUUUACCAUUCCUUUCAAAUUGUUUCCAUUGUUUCCCAGUUGUUUCAAAGUUUUGCUUUCUAAACAAACAACAGUUAUGCCAGUAAGAUGUGCUUGUCAUUUUGUAAACUAGUCAAUGGACGAUCGAGGCACUUUUACGAUAUUUUUAUAUUCAAGUUAUUUCUUUUUCGUCUUUUUUUUUCGUGUCGGCAAAAAAUCCUCGAUGACGGAAAGUUGUCAUUCAACUUAAUUGUGUUGAACUGUCCUUUUUUUGUUGCUGUGAUGUUUCUUUUUCAGCAUUUCUAAAAUAAGAAUCCCAGUUUUCAAGCCCCUUUGGGCGAUUGGUUAAUGAAGAAAGAAAGGUCAAAAGCUCAAAAUGUGCUGUACCCACUGUUGAUUUGAGAAAAAAAAGAAAAAAACAAACAAAAAUAAGACAGUUUGCACAAUACGACCUUAGGAGAGGGCACUGAUUAUUUAGAACACUCCUUCCUAAACAAGCAAUCCGACUGCUAAUACGAAAGCUUGAAAACUACCGCCUCGAAUCGCCAAGGCAAGCCUACUCUUUACAAAUGCUACCAAAGUAUGGACAUCUGUUCUAUUGGCCUGAAAGAUCCAAACUUAAACUCCAAAAGUGUUUACACCCCUUGAAACCCUCUCUAAACCACUCUUACUGUCCGAGUGCGGAGCAGUGUCCGACUGACUGAUUGGUCUGAUCGUCCCGAUCACCAAUAAGUAUUUCAUUUGCGCAAUGAAUUAAUUGAACCUGAUAGUAUCGAGCAAAAAUUCUUAUGUUAGACAUCUCUUCUAUUUACAAAGGAAAAAUUUCAUUACAGAGGAAAGCAGGCCUAGGUACCCCGUCAGUAUUUCGUUCACUCGGACUGUUGAAUUUAUAAACGUAUUUCCAGUCGUAGUCCUUGAAUUAUAGCCACCCUCCAGGCUCUAAGCCUCCUCAAUGGACACUAGCUGAACGAUGAAAAUAGAUCUGUUUUGGCUAUAUGUUGUCAAGUUUGAGGUUUCCGGCUAAAUGAAUGAAAUAAUUUGUCGCAGUGAUAAUUUGGCAGAAGACCCAAGUGUGUAAUCAAUUUCCGGUCACUUGGCAAUCUCACGCCUUGAAAUUCACAGAUAUACAAUGAAACCUAAAGAAUCAGUGACAAUACACAGAUCUUCCCUUCUUUGAAAAUUCUGCGUUCAUAAAAAAUGUCAAAUAAAGCCCCAGUUUGUUCAACCAAAAGAGAGUAAACUGAAGUUAACUGUUUCAAACCCAUGAGCAUUUCUGAUCAUGGCAUUUUCAAGUUUGCCCGAGUUCGUAAGGCUUAUAGGUGGCGCGCACAGCUUAUUCCACGACACGUAAUCCACUUUAAGCUUUUAAAACAUGCUAGUACGGAAAGUGCAAAAUGGAUAAAACAAACUCGAAUUAAAGCUCUUUUUCCCUGUAACAAUGACAUAUAAUAUAGGGCGUAAUAUUGGAGUUCUUGUUUUGCCAUCUUUAACUCAUAUUGGCGAAAGCCAAAACGAAGGAGGAAGUCCUUUGCUGUAUACAGCCGUUGCGAGAUAGGUCGUCGGAAAAAUGUGCACGCGUCAAUACCGAAAGGUAAUGUGGGAUAUGAUCAAAUAAACUGUGCCUGACUUUGUAGCUCUCGAACCUACUUUUGUUGCUUUCCUUUAGCACUCGCUAUCAUACGUCCAUGGCCUCUCGUGCCAUUCUUUCAAAUUUCUUCGAAGAACAGUUAACUCAAAACCACCUACAAUUAAAGCUUUCGGGAUUGUCGCGUGCACUUUUUCCGACAACCUUUCUCGAAAUUAGAGCUUUAAAUUCAGUGGCUGAUCGAAGGCAGAUUAAAGAAUUAUACUGAACCAAAUACGACAUUGCUUUAAGCAGUGUCGUGACAAGAGAAGUUGAUUCUCUCGUGCACUUUAGUAGGGGGUCAUUAUUGGUGACUAGGUAACUUCAGUGUCUCAUCUCAUCAUGUACGGUGCAUCUCAUAAUCGACUAAUGCAGCCGUCUCCUACCAGAGAAUCGCAUAUCCUACCCAUAUCGCUUUCGUAAUCUUGCGCGCUGGCUGGCUUGCCAACGGGUAUGAUGAUGCUUUCCUAGCGGGCACACUAAGUAAAUGCUACCAGAUUCAAUACUGGUUCGUUUGUGUGGUGAUUUCCUCCUAACUUCUAGCCUGCGAAUACAGCCGUUUCGCGAGUUGCAAGGAGUAAAGACAAACGACUGUAUUCGCAGGUUACCUAACUCCUUAAGGCGGCUACAUUCACGUUCGCAAUUCUUUUUUGGUUACUGACGAACAACACAAUUUCCCUUUUCGCCAGGCGCCGAGACCCGUUUCACCAAACUGUUUUAAAAACCCUCCAAGAAGAAGUCCAAAGAGGGAUUGAAUUUGGUUAACAGUGUGGACCUGGCGUGAUUUCGAACCUUUUUAAAGACGAUAUGGGUUUCAUUUUCAUCACUUAAAGUGCUUUAGUUUUCACUCAAAACAGCUGCAAGCCACAUUUGUGCCUCGACCGUCCUGAUUCUGCUAGCAUGACAUAAAUAGAAAACUAUGCUUUUAAAAAAAAAUACGGUAUAGGUGCAAGAGAUGACUAUAGGAGAACGGCACCAAGCUACAGUGCAGGGACGAUAACCUUUAGAACUGUAUAGCCCAUCAAAACCAACGUCGGAGGUUUUAUAAACUUUCUUAAACUAGGCCAGUUUUUCACCCCUGUUACGUCUUUCUAGUUAUAAUUAGAUUAUGGUCAUUCAUUUUACUCUCUAUACAUUGUUAUCGCCUCGUUAGCAAUAUUUUGCUCUUUGUUAAAAUAACGUUUUUUCGGUUCCCUUCUAGCAUUUAGAGCAGAUAAGACUAAUUUUUUCAAUAUUGUGUUUUAUAAUUUGUCUUAAUCUUUUCAAUGCAAUCUUGUCUCUGCACCUUUUUAGCAUUUAACUUUACAUCAGUAAGUAAUUGUUUCCAUGUUGUUACUUCAAUCUGUACGAUACUGAGUUGAAGAGAAUGAAGGCACAAAUCUACAAGGAAUUAACAAACAGAGAAAUUCCGUUUUUCUAAUUCUCCUCUAUUCCCUUCGCGAGCGUUGCUUUGCCUCUUCUGUAAACCUUUUUAGGUGUAAAAAUAUUGCCAGGUUUUGUUCAGGUAUGAAUAUGGGACUGCAUGGACUUUUCGCAGAAGCACGCAAGAUCCUUUUAUUUAGAAAACGCUGUAACAUACACGCAACUGUCCUGAUUCAUUCAACGUUCUCUCUUUUCUUUCGUUUGCAUUCCCUUUCUUUUCUUUUCAAAAUAGCAUUUCAAUAUGUCUUAUUCCCUGAAAAUCACGAGGACAUAAUUUCUUGAUGACGAUUGGUCAGCCUUUCUCGUUCUUGUGUGGUUAAGGAUGAUAAUCAUGGUUAACGUUUGCUUGGGGCAAUAUUAAACAAAACCUACAAUCGAUGUUUUUGGCAAUAAACUCAUUUCCAUACUAACACCCCAAAAAAGACCCAAAUUAUAGAGGGCGUAAAAUUGAAACUGCUUUCAAAUCUGGAUAUACGCUUUGGUGACUUUUAUGUUACGAAUCGUGCGCAAGAACAACUUUCCAUUUGUGACAUUUUUCAUUUUCACAUAAAAAUAAAUAACUACAUUUUAAGAAAAAGUAAGUCUUAAUUUAGCCUGGGUAGCACGCGUCUAACUUUCGCGGGUUAGAAACGAGAUGUCGGCUGUAUUCAAUAUUAUUAACAUCUUCUGUAAUUCUCACAACUAAUUUUUCUUUCCUUUCAGAGCUUGAUCCACCUAGUUAUCUUGUUGGGUAUGUAACUGGUGAUACGUCGAUCAAACUCUCCUGGGAAGUUAAAUCUUCUUCAAACAAUACAGUGUUUGAGCUAAGGUGGAAAAUAGGCGACAACGAAUCGUCUAUGUUGCUUCCCGGUUCAACUGGAACUAUCACACUAAAGAAUCUCCGAGUUUACACUCAGUAUCUCUUUCGAGUAAGAAAAGGUACUGUGGAUGACAAAUGGGGUGCAUUUACCAAAUUCACAAGUAUCUGGACCCCGGAGGGAGGUAAGAAUAUGAACGGUUAUGACAAAAAACAGCGUUAAUUGGUCUAUUCUCAGACCGUAUAUUUUUUUCUUUGAAGAUCGUUCGGCGCAAGUAUGAACUGCCUGAGAUUCAUUAACUGCCAGCGCAGUGGGGUUGGGUGGGUAAAUGCCACUGUCGUUCUUGCAUGUUCAAAUAUCCUGAAACAAGUAAACAAAGAAAGAAAAGACGAACACGUCUAUGGACAGGCUAAGUGUUAACAAGACAAAUCAUUAUUAUUCUUUACAAAAGGGGCAAAGCCCAAAAAUAUUAAAUCGUGGGCAUGUGCACCUCAUCUCACCUCAUGUGCAAACAUGGAGGCCAUAUAGAAGGGAUUACGCCCGCAAUGAAUGAUCAGAUUUCUGGCAAGCUCCGAACAUGUCUCGUUAUCCGGUAUAUGACAUUUGCAGACUGCAGACUGCCGACUGGAGACCGCAGAUUGCAGAUUGUAAAUUAAAAGACACUAAAACUCUUCCUAAUAAAGGUGACACCAUCAAAAAUAUAACAUCGUGUGAAAGUGAGAAAGUAGCCUGGGAACAAGGUUGAUAUUUUUGCGCAAAGUUACAUUGGCCUCAUUUCCAAGUUGCUGUUGGCUAUUCUUUUUAUUAACUCACCCGGCAUAUCACUAAUUGUGAUGAUUCUUUUUUCUUCUUUGAAAUUGAUAAUGACAAGUAGUAAUACCCACUAAUGCCUGUCUAAAUAGUAGUCUUCUGUAAAAAAAAAAGUUUUUAGAUUGCGAACACUUCGUCCUCACUACAGUUACAUUGACACAAACAACUAUGAUAGAUCACGGACAUUUAACAUCUUUUAAAUGACGUAUUUCAGCAAAAUAAUCUAAACCGAACAGAUCCUACGAAUUGCCGAAAGUUCAUUUUGAAUUUCUAAAUAGGCAACUUGACAAUGGCUUUUUUAACAGGCCAAUCAUUGCUCAUACUCAAAUCCUAGUACACAGGUAGGGACCCCGUAGAGUAAGGAUUCCGGCCCUGUUUCGCAGACUUAUAUAACCAGAGUUUAGUUUCAUCUGUGGUGUAGGCUAAAUUGCUGUGGAUUUAUGGGCGAGUUUGUGACAUCGGCAGACAUUAUUCUGCUCCAAUUCAAUACGAGAAGAACAGCCAACAACUCCUUCAGGAAUGAGGUCGGUGUAAUUUGCGUGAAAAAUGUAAACUUCGCUUCUAGGCCUUACAUGUACUUCUCGGAACAAGGUAAUGUUGAUGAUGACGCCACCUUUAUUACGAUAUUUUUGGUGUCAUUCAAUUUACAGUCUUGCUGCCUCAUGCAGUCUGCAGUCUGCAAAUGUCAUACACCGCUCAUUAUCCGGUAGCGUCAGGUCAAAAGCGUAACUCUCUUCCUUUAAAAGGGUCUAUGUUUUACCAAAGGGGGCAAAACCAUCAAAUAAUUUGCUUGGUCGUCAAAAGAAACUUUAAUUUUAUGGGUGUGCAUGGUUCGUCUCACCAGGAGAAGACGCUACGACUAUGAAUUAAGAGUCAAACUUUUCAGUCUUUGCCCGUAAUUUCCACAGUCUCUUUCCGCCAAACUUUAUUUAAUUUCAUGUGCCAUUUUUAUCAUUGGAGAGUUGCAAAAUUUGAUUUAGAAACAUCUUAGUUAAGAACCUGUUGAGAUACAAGGGAAAAGUAAAAUCACGCGUAUUUUUUUACUAAUUAAAACUUUUAACUGAACUAAUCGCCAUCUAUUUUGUAAUAGUACCCACAGCCCCGCCAGACAGUGUGACAGCAUACAACACCAGUUCCUUCAGCAUUAUGGUGUUUUGGUCGCAAGUUCCCAAUCGCUACCGUAACGGCCUGGUGGUUGGUUACAAAGUCUGCUAUAAACGUGCCGAUAUCAAUGAGAGUGUGUUGUACUGCAUAGCUGUUUAUGCCCUGGGGAUGGAAAUUGGGGGCUUGAAAACAUAUACACCUUACUGGAUCACAGUCCUGGCUUACACUACCAAGGGCGAAGGUCCAACGAGUAAACCUCUAUUGGUGUGGACUGAUGAGCACGGUGAGUGAAAUUGUCGUAAAAUUUUUGUCAACAAAGUUUUUAGAUUCAAAACUUAGCCGAGGAAAGACAACGAGCAGUUGUCCCAACUCUUCGACGGGCUAAAUUUAUCGCGAAUCUUGCCCACGUUAACAAUAGUGGAUAUGGGAAACGCCUUGAGGACGAGGUUGCAAUAGUGGUUGUUGAAUUAUGUUUUAAACGAAGUUAAUGGAAGCUAACAAAAAAUCUCUGGUAAACAAUUAAGAAAAUCAAAGGAAAGCUCUAAGAAGUCUACAAGGAGUGUCUCCUGAAGUAAAAAGUAACCUUACUUCCUACUGGCUGAGGCCAGACAAACAGGCUGACUUUAAUUAUUGACUGACUACUGACAGAGUGACUGACUGACCUACGGACAGACUGACUGACUGACUUGUGACUGACAGACAGACAGACUGACUGAUUGACUGACUGACUGACUAGUGACUGACUAACAGACUGACUGACUCACUGACUGAAAAACUGACCGACUAUCUGACGGACGGACAGACUGACCAACUGACUGACUGAGGGAUGAACCUUUUGUUUUUGAUACUAAGAAGUGAUGGUGCAUUUCAGUUUCCGAUUUUCUUUGUCUUUCAGUUCCGUCAGCAGCACCGAAAUUAUUGUCUUUUUCAUCCAACAUCACUGCAAUCAAAUUUUCUUGGGCCCCAAUACCUCAAAAGCACGUUAACGGAAUCUUGCGUGGUUACUACGUCAUCUACUGGCAGUGGCCGCGGGCGUCUCCUGACAAUCUUGUGAUUCAAGUAAACCAGUCAACUCUCAGCGUGGUCAUUACAGGUCUCCAGGAAAACACCACAUAUGGGAUACGCCUGGCAGGGCUUACUAAAGUCAGGGGCCACAUUAGGAAUGGCGCUCUUAGCCAUACUUAUAAUGUUACUACAAAGUAUGGUAAGGAGGAAUGAUUUUGAUAUUUCUCGUCAAUUUAAUGCUGAACUUUUGUAUCACUUUGUCAGAGUCACGUGUCUACUUUUUCUGCGAACAUCAAAUCGGCAGAUAACAUCUCUCUAUCAACAUUAAACAACAGCAUUAUACCUAACUGACUUGAAAGGGCGCUAUUCCGGUAAAACUUAGGUCUUUGUUGGAAAAUAGGGGGAGACCAAACAUCGGUGAGUGUUGUUUAAAAUCUCUAAUUUUGAAGUUAAUGAUUGGUGGUAUUAAGAUUACAACGAGGAUAAACUAUUAAUUUGUUGAAAUUAUUAUAGUUGGAGAGUAAGCGAUUUGUGUGUACAGAAAGAAAGUAUUAGAGCAAGUAGAGAAUGGGGGAGAAAUAAUCAAACUAACCGCUGCUUGAUUAGCUCAGUUGGGAGACCUUCGGUCUGCUAAGCGGUGGGUCGCGGGUUCAAACUUCGGUCGGACCGACACUCAGGUUCUUUACCGAAAUAACUGAGAAGACAGUGCUACCUUUGUAAUGACAUAAGCACACGGUAAGACUUUCUAGUCUUCUCGGUUAAGGACAAAAAACCGUAGGUCUUGUUUCACAGCACUCUCACGUAUCAGGUUCUAGUAGGAUGGAAAAGAACCCACACCACUGUUCGAAAAGAGUAGGGGACGUAAACGCCGGUAGUGUGGCCAACCUUUCCUGGGAUAGGUGGGUUAUCUGUAAGGAGAUACCUGAAUAUAGGGGUAACCUUACGUUCCUCCUUUAGAUGUCGUAAUGGCUACCUGUAAAUAGUGUAUGAACGUGUCGAACUACUACUGAAUAUUCAUUGUUAGGUCUUAGUCACUGUAAUGUACGGCUUAAUAAGUCACUAGCUUUAAACACUUGCACUUACGACAGGUUAUUUGUUAAACCUCUUUAUUUUUCUCUACAGUCUUAAAAGCUCCGCAGAACGUCAAAGUAUUCAGUUCCUGUUCUACCUGCUUGAGAGUAAGCUGGGAUCCAGUUUACAUUCCUGAUAUUGACAAUCCUGUAACAGGCUAUCGCCUAAUAUACCGUGACACAUCAGGGAAGGUGUACACUAACGAACUUGGACCUAAACAAUCCACUGUUCAUCUGACGGGUCUUGUCAAGUUUUCUACAUACACGAUAACAGUGUCUGCAAUGACUGAAGCAGGAUCGGGGAGGACCAGUGAACCCAUUACUAUUGUCACGCUCGAGGACGGUUAGUUGCAUCCUCAUAUACCAUGACCCAUAAUACUAUGGUUAUAGUUUUUGUCAGUUUGCUGUUUUGUCGGUUGGUUUUGUUUUCGUUUUGUUUUUUGUUUUUUGUUUUUGUUUGUUUGGUUUUUUUUAUGUUUGCCAUCUUUUUUGUUUUUGCUUUUUCCCUAAUCACUUGUCGCGAUAAAAAAUAAGGCUCUAGAGUUCAAGUAAGUAAAGGAAAUAAAAUGGAACAGUCAAAUUAAAAAAUAUGUUAACAGGGUAAGCAACAGAGUUAUGAAAGAUGCACAUAAAUACUGACAUGUGAGUGAAUUGCGGGAGUGGGUAACCAGUAACCUCGGGAAGAUGUCUGAGGAACGAACGCAGAAAAUCAACACUGAUGAGGUCUCACUAACCAGAUCUGGGUGGUGCUUAUGAUUCGUUGAAUCAAAUUUCCCUCUCGGCACGACCAAUGGGAGACACUACCCGGAUCCCAGAUAUGAACAGUGACGCAUCGUCAGUAUGGAAGUUCUGCGCUCCUUCCUCGGACGUAAUUUCGCGGCGAAACCAGUGAUAUCGUCCCAGAAUGUCAGAUGUUUUCUCCGACUACUCCCGACAAAAAUAACACUGUAUUGUUGGUCUUAGUCCCUAGCCGCGCCCCAGUAUCAAUCCAGGUGCAAAGCACUGGACCUCGAAGUAUCUUAAUAGAGUGGAGCCCGGUCCCCCAGCAGUACGUACACGGUAUUCUACGAGGCUAUCACGUUUACUACAAAACGGGAAAGCCCAAAGUUAAACGUUCGACAAGUCUUGUGGGGGUAAUAAAGGCCAUGUCUGUUAACAAGUCGAGUCAGAAUUUGGAAAUAACAGGCUUGGAACCCUUCACCAGCUAUGAUGUUUGGGUUGCUGCGUUCACUGAUGCGGGCAGCGGACCAUCAAGUACUCCUGUCACCGUAGUUACCGAUGAAGAUGGUAAGUACAUCACGUGACUUUUCACAAAACAAUAGGCCACUGCGGAAAAUAUUAAAUAUUGUAUUCUUUAAGUUGUCGUUUGGAUAGUGAUUCAUGUAAACCUACUUUUGCAUUAUCUUUUCUACACAAAUAGCUCUUGCGUCCUUUCGCCAGAAAUUUGGGUACUGCAGCAGCAGCUUGUGGGUAUUGGCUCCUCUACUCAGCUUGUUUGCGUCACGGUGCAAACGCAGUUGUGAGCACCUUUGUCUUUUUAAUACAUUCAGAAACUUGUCAACGAGAGAAGUGAGACGGAAGGAAUUCCUUUUAAAAUUUACGUGCCGUUGUAACAAAAGAGGACGGAAUAAUUAUACGCUAUAGAUUUCUAUCAAUGGUAUUUUUGGAAAUCAGUCAUUGCACGUGCAGUGGGGCAAAGAGAGAAAGAUAAUGUGAACCCCAGGUUUACAUGAGGCUCUAUCCAAAUGGCCAUUUUGUAGGAUCGGAAGAACGGAGUUUUUCAACUCAGUUUGAACUUUUCCGACUUCAAUGUGACCAACGCAGUAACCUGGAAAAUGAACUUUUUUAAAUCGACUAUCAUGCAUCUGAAACUACUUUGUUCGUCUUCCUACUAGCACCAUCUCGACCUCCACGAAUUCGUAACAUCUCAGCUAAAACCUCUGAAUCGGUGUUCAUACGAUGGGAACCCAUUCCACAGCAACACGUAAAAGGAAUACUGCAAGGCUAUCAAGUGCAUUACAAGGAAGACAGCUCCCGCUUUCCGGUAUUAAAGAAGAUGAUCACGGUAAAUGCAUCUGUCACACACGCAACGUUGCACCACUUGAAGCCGAUGACCAGGUAUCGUGUUUGGAUCGCAGGCUUUACGGCAAAAGGUGCUGGACCUUCUAGCGAGAAAGAGUUUGUCUCCACGCCUCAAGCCGGUAUGUUUAAGAAAGUUGUAAUUAAUUAGGAUAUCUUUCAGAAUACAACACUAACAUACAAUACCCUAUACCGAGGCCGUAGAAGCUUUGCACCGGACACUGUAAGUUUCUUUUUCUUAUUCUUCCUUAUCAUCUUCUUCUUUUCUUAGCGAUAAAUUGAUUUUGGAGGUUUCAAUUGGGGUGCUGCGGGAGGUGUUGGCAAGGAGAGAAACAUCUCACAUUGCAUAAAACUCGAACUUGAAAAGAUCAACAAGUCCACAACACUUAGUAAAAUAUUAUAUACACCUCCGAAAAGUCAUCAACGGUAAAUUUGAUUACUUUCAUUUCAUAAAACCAUUUCUUAAUUACAUCCCAGUUCCAGACAGCCCUCACAGAGUGAAGGUGUUUACAGUGACCCCAAGGAGCGUGCGCAUAACAUGGCGUAGUAAUCCGGCCUCAACUAGCACCGUGACGCGUUACAUGGUAAAGUGGCUGCAUGUGGGUAACCCCGCUGACUCCAACGCAGAUGGUCAUAAGAUUGUGAAUGCGGGCUCUCCAUACCGCAGGGAAGCCCUGGCUGGUGGACUGAAGCCUUUUAACAUGUAUUCUUUUAUGGUGCGGGAGGAAGUUGGACAGGAUAACUGGAGCGAGUUUUCUGCUGCUGUGAAUGUCAUGAUGCCAGAAGAUGGUAUGUUGAAGUUCCACAAAAUUAUGCGAACUGUUUCACCCCUUAUACUAGGCUUUGAUAAAUUUUGCUCGUAAAAGUUACAUAAAAUGCCAUGAGCAUUGCUAAUAUAUUUCUAAAAUUGUGCCAAUAAUUAUGCUAGUUCUUGUAAAUUAUGCUCAUUUUAGAAGAAAAUGCAGAAAAUAUGCUUCUUCUUUCUACUUUAAAUUUGGUUAAGACACACAAUACAAAAAAAGCAAGUAAAUGGCAAAUACGUUAACUUUAUUUGCAUUUAGAAAGAGCAUAAUUCAUUGUUUGACAACGGAUGCAGAAGUUUUGAAAAUUAACAACCAGCAGGCGGACGCCAUCUUGGGUAGCCGAGCAAGUUAUGCGCAUGGGUUGAGUCCUAUGAAAAGAGUCUUGGGUGACCUCCUGUGGGACAUAGGUCCCAUGAAUUUGACAAUAAGCAAACAAAAAAAUUGAUUUGACUGACAUUCACAUUUUGGCGCCAAGAAUAUCAAAACCAACAUUUUGAAUUGCGUUUUUACCUGCACAUUUUUGAGGAGACCACAGAAGUCCUUUGUUGCUUUUUAGAAAAUUUGACUUCUUACAUACAUCAUGUGUAAUUUAUUUUGUAUUGUAGGAUUACCGAAAAUGUACGGAAGAACUCAGGUUUUCGUUAAAAGCAACAAAGGACUGCUAUGCACUCAAGAUUUAGUGUGUAGUUUCUUUAAGUUCAUUUGUUACAUUAUUCAAAGUGACAAAUAUAUUCAAUCAGUAAUAUUUAGUUGACUUUGUAUUUCCAUACAAACUUUUAAUUUUUCCACCAUCUUGUCCCGAUUACCCAUCAUGCCGUUACAACUAUGGUACGUUCGCUUUUUGUUUGAUAUGGUUUGAUAUAAUACUUGGGAGGUACAUUUCAAUUCAAAGUGGGCAGACGGCAAAUAGUUGUUACUCGAAAUAUGGUAACUGUCUGAGACGAAGCUGUGAUUUUGCCAACAACGACGCAUAGCUGGCAUUAUUAACAAAAUGAACUUUACAACCGUGACACAGCGUCUUUAAGCGUAAAUUUAAGAUGUGGCAGUCAUUUUUCUCACCCCCUCGCUUUUUACAAGAGUCGUUUUCUAUUUUUUGGGAUCGACGAGACAAAAUUCAGGAGGUUUUGUCAAUACUUGAAAACUGGUCUUACCUAUUUUGUAUGUAUCCCUUUUAGCUCCCUCGCCUCCUCGCGAAUUAUCAGUCAAGCUAAAGGAAGGAACUCGGUUGAUUCUGCAAUGGAGGAAACCUGAAGAAACUAAUGGAAUUAUCAAAAAAUACGAAAUCCAUUUUACAGACGGUGAUGGCGCUACUAAAACCUACACUUCACACUCCGAUUUAGGAAAAGAAUAUCAAACAUAUGAAGUUUCUCUUACUGAUGUCCAGAUGGUAUACGAGAUAAAGGUUUGGAAAAGAUAUAUUAUUAUAAUGAAAGGUCAUGAAAAACUUUCAAAAUCAAAGGCUUUCGUUGUUUUCUGUUAAAAAGGAUUUGUUUAUCGUUUGUCUCACGAUGGUUCGCCCAAUCGAAGAUAAUCCGGAUUCCGAAAUCUCGGAAUCUUUUGCCAGUAAAAUCAGCAAUCAUGGGCAUUGGAAUCCGGAAUUCCGCUAACCAUUGUAAACCAGAACCCAAGUUCCACUGACAAGGAAUCUGAAAUUCACUCCAGUACCUGAAAUCCGGAGUCUACCGCGUGGAUUCCAGACUCCAACCAUGCCUUUGAUCACCUUACAUGAUCUAACUGGCAUCGAGAUUUGCUCACCGAAGCUAACUUUGAAAAUAAGACCGUAGGACAAAAAUUCAAAACGCCUAGAGUGGAAAACAAAGUGAGAAAGGCCCUUUAAUUAAGCCUCACCAGCACCACUGCUGGUUUGCACGUGACGUCACGACGGCCAUGUUGGCGGCCAAGAACAACCCCUGGGAUCUAAACUCUAUUUUCAUGAAAAUUCUUCGAGACAAAAUUCUAUUGUAUUGACCCCCAACAUGGCCGUCGUUUCACGUGGUUGCAAACCAAGAAUUGUUAGGUAUCUUACUUUACCCUUUACACCCAGGUACAAGCCCAUAACUCGUUACCAGGACGAAUGAGUGAGGAGAUAACAGUGCACCACCAGCCCAAUAUUGAAACAUCUGAAGGUAACAAACGUACAUGUGCCUUAUUAUCACUUAUAUAUAUUUUGUCUAGCAUUCCCCCCCGGGAGGGGGGGGAGGUACCCAAACAAAGUUUUAUACGGGGAGGCUCUGCCCUAAGGUCCAUCCUCUUACCCUUUUAUAAACCAUUUUGGACAGAAAAGGUACCCUUUUCGUAUACUUUUUAUUGAACAAUGGUACCCUUUUUACAUACUUAAGUUUAGAACACUGAAUUCCUUUUAACUAGGUGCUUUCGAAGACUACAAUGACAGAUUUCCUUACCCUUUCAUAAUACUUCAACUAGUCGGAAACUUCUACCCUUUCAUAUACCGGAAGCCUGAAAAAGAUACCCCUUUCAGGCGGAACCCUCCCGUAUAAGUCAUUAUAAGGAGUACAUCUCCCCCGGAACACUAGACCAACAUUGACCAGAGUUAAGUGCCCUCAUUACCGUCAAAUCGUACCUGUUAGGGUGUCUUUGGAGGCAAAACAACGAGCUUAUUUUUGGUAUGAAUACAGUAUCAAAAAAAUAACUGUAAUGUACAAUCUAUAAUGAUUUGCGACAGUCUGUGACGCGGCCGGAAGCGGUAUGUGUCGUCGAUAUUCAGACGAUUCCAGGCACUACAGGCAAACGCGCACAAUUAUUUUAGUGUAAAAGGUAUGCCAUGUGUGUCAAACUCAAUUUUCGCGAACAUCUCGUCUAGCAUUAUGUGGCGUGUAUGACGUGAAGCAUUUCACCGAUUGUCAGUCGUGUUCCUGAUCAAAUGGAAACCACGCUUUAGAAGGAAAGGUUCGACCGUACUUUACAUAUGGCUCAAAAUAAUAAAAUUUUUUACCAGAUUGAUGGAAACUUUUCGGCACACAUCAACAACUUGCGUAGUCCUCCUGAAGGUAAAAAGCUUCACUUAUAGUUCUGAACGAAUAAGCACUAAUCGAUGUUUUCCUUUCACUUUCUCUGGACGCAUUGAACCUCUAUGCAGAUCAAAAACCUGAUCCUUCCAAGUCCAAUUUAAUAUGGAUCGUGGCUGGUCUUGUGGGAGCUAUUCUAAUGCUGGUGAUAAUUACUGCAUUCUUUCUCAUCAGGUACGUAUACCUUUUUCUCUUUUCUCUUUCCUUUUCUUUAAUUUUAGUUUCUCUUCUCUUCUUGUCCUUUUUUUCCCUCAAAACAUUAAACGCUGUUGCAGCCUGCCCCACGUAAGGAUAUCCAAGACAGUCUUGGAUUCUGGAUUCCAAGCCGUGGAAUCCGGUUUGCAGGUACUGGAUUCCAGUCUCUGUCAGUGGAACUUGGAUUCUGGAUUUCAAUCGUUAGUGUGAUUCGGAAUCUUGAGCUGUAUUCCGGAUUCCAAAGCCCAGGAUUCCGGAUUCCAUAAGCAAAGUUUCCCUGAUUACGGAUUCCAGAAGAAAAAAUUUCCUGGAUUCCGGAAUCCAAAUUCCCUUACAAGGGGCAAAGAGUGCAGAAGUUAAUAGGUUUUGGCCUAAAACAAAAAACAAAAAAGACUGAAAAUAAAAGGAUAAGUUAAAUUUUUUGGUCAUUCCCAGAUAUUGUUUAAAAAACCUUGAGCGCAAUGUAGAGCACACAACGUACAUGUGUUGACGCAAACACAAUAUGAAAAUCAGGUAUACGAAACACUCACGUUUGGAUACCCCUGGUACAAACCAACGCAGAUUCAAGCACAGGCAUACUUCUAUCAAACAGACAUGAACAAAAACGGGGCCGUAAACGUAAGAGAUAGUGCACGCAAACACUGGACGAAAAAAUGGAUUUACUAGGGUAGCCAAAUUACAGCAAAUGUGUAGCAAAUACCACAUUUGCACAAUUUUGCGCAAGAGCAAAGACUGAUAUUGCACUAGAUUUGCUAUCCGUAGCAAUGACGGUAAAUGCCACAUUUGCACAACAUUUACAUCUUGGUGCAAAGAUAAGGGCAGCCAUGGAUUUGAGGGUCAUUUGCAGAUGGUUCAAAUGUGUAGGCAAAUAUGUUUCUUUGAACUAUAUUUGCACAUUACGCAAAUGAUAGCGCAAAUCUGCUGUUUUGCACAGCUUUUGCUUUAGAUGUAAAAGCAUGUAAACCAGUUAUUGUCAGAACGUUUACGCAGCUUUGCAAAUGUGAGCGAAGUAUCUAAUUUGAACAAUGUUUGCUUGGGUUAUCAUGGGUGAUCAAAUUUUCAUAAUUGAACCAGAUUGCUUUGCAUGGCAAAUGUAACCAAACUCUUUGUAUUAAACAUGUUUGCUCACGAAGCAAAUGUUAGCAAACCUAAACUUUGAACAAAUUUUCUAGGGUGUGCAAAUUUGAUCAAACACAAAAUUUUGCUUGUAGCGGCAAAUGUGGUCAAAAGUCAAGUUUUGAACAAAGUUGCUUGGGCGGCAAAUCCGAUCAAACUGUUAGUAUUGUACAAUUUUUCGCUCAGGUAGCAAAUGUAAUCAAAUUCUGACUUUAAUUUGGUUAGCAAAUGUCAUCAAACCCAUAAAAUUGAGCACGUUUUCUCCAGUAGCAAAUGUAAAUUCCAAGGUUUAAACGAGUUUGCUUGGGUUGUAGCAAAUGCGAUAAAAUUUUAAAAAUAUUUUUAAUUAUAAUAUGGCUCACUUCAGGUUCUUAACAAGUGGCCAUAAUUAAUCAAACAUUAAAGUUACUGAAAGAAAUUCUAGCAGUGACCUUCCAUUAAUGUUUAAAUGAUUUAUUCCAUAAACCAAAGUGGCUUACACAUUAUUACAGACAUUACAAACUACAGUAUAAAGCUGUACAUACAGCUCUUCAUAUUAAUUCCCAAUUUUACUGUUCGUUGAUGUUUACUUGUCUCCACUCUAUGCUCUAUCAGAUCAUUACUAACUAUUAAUAUUAUAAGAAAAGUGUUCUUCAUCUAAAUGUGUAAGAUAUUCUACAUACAGCUGUAGGUGUUUCAGAGUUGCCUCAAACCUGUUUCAGUUCUUUAGGUUUUUGCAACUCAGAAACAGGUUAAAAAUCCUUUCACCCUUGGACCAAUUAUUAAUUUACUUAUGACAAGACUAUUUCUUACUUAAACUUUUGUAUCUAAGGACCAAAUCCUGUUUCAACUAAAUGGAACCCUCAAGACACCAUUUUAAUAAAUAAUUAGUAUUUUUGUAUUUAUUGCUAUUUACAGAUUAAACAAAAUUUGAUUCUGGUGGCAUUUUUUUCUUUAGGGUCUAUCAGAAUGAAAGGCCUAAUUCUUGCUACCAAUUUACAAUUUUUGCUGGUAUAACAACUGGGUUAUAGCAUUUAGCAAACUAAGAAAUAGUUUAGGUACAUACAGCUAUUCAAAUUCAGAUCAGACUGCUUUAACUUCAUUUUCGUUGCUAAUGGUUCCUGUAUAGUAUUGGAUAUGCUCUUAGAGGAAGUACCAGCCGGAGCUUCUAGUACUUGCCCCGUUCUAAGAAAAUUGAGGGUCAUGAAAGUAAUGACCAGCUAUAAGUAUUCCACAGCAUGUCAACAUUACCAUUGUCACUGUAGUUGGUCCCAAUGAAAGAAGCUAACAAUUAUUUUAAACUCAGUAUACAUGUACAUGUAGUACAAAAGGUUGAUCUGGCUAGCCUGCAAAAUAACUACACUGCUGUCUCUCGAUCAUUACUCUUUUUCUUGAGUCAUGUUGCAAUCCUUUGCAAAAUUCCGUAACAAAUCAUGACAAAAAGCAGGGUGUACCUAAAUUUGUUUUGUUUUUUUGUUCAAGCAGGUCAGUUGCAAUUGCUGUAAUCGGUACAAAUGUACUGUGAAGUGGUGCCAGCAGAACUCAAAUGCUUGAAGUUAAGCAAACAGAUUUAAAAGAAACAUUUGUACAUUAAUUGGCCUUUUUAACCUGCUGACUGGUACAUUACUUGCAAACAAUAGCCAAAGGAUUCUAAUGAAAAAUUUAUCACAUCAACCAAUUUGAUCUACCUGCCACCAGAAUUCUCAGGACAAAUCAACACCAUCAGGAUUUGCACUGUUUACACAGAUUUAUCUUUUUCUAAAAAACAGUGUCAUAAACAGAGAGUGAUUAAAGGAUUACUGUAUUUGCAGAGCUACAUGUACAUGUACCUGUAAGUAUGACCAGUCAUAAAUAAUCUGGAAUUUCUUUAAGAGCCUUGGAUUAACUUAUAUUUCCUUAUCACAAAGCAAAUUCAGGAGCAUUAUCUGGUGCCUCCUGCUCUGAGGAGAAGCCAUUCGUCCUUUCUAUUGUCAUUGAGUAAUGACAAGCUUACAUGUCACUGUUUUAAUUUUGCUUUACUGUUCAGCUUGGCAAAGAGGUUUUUACAGGCUAAGUUGUUGACUCCUCCAUGCUAGAGGCCUCCUGCAAAGCACUUUUCUCGGAUUUGUCAUCUCCUUGGUCUGUAUUGCCUUGCUCUGAAGACAUGUACUCCACAAUUAUACAAGCUUUGAACUUACAACAAUCCUUCUUCGAAAUAGAGGUUGACUGGAAAAGGGUUGUCUCUUCAGCUUUUUCUGCAACAAACAGAAAUUAUACAUAAUUGAGACCAUUAAUAUUGAAACUAAAGCUGUAGAUGCUUGUCAUGAAAAAUACUAUUGUCCUUUUCUGUCUAAAUAUUCUAGCCUUUUAUAGCAGAAAAGGUUGCUAUUGUAACGGUAUCGAUCCACACACAACAGACGUUUCAACUCCAUUUUAUUCGUAGAGAACUAGUAGUAGGUAAAACCUGGGUGACAAAAUUACAAAAUGCGCCUUGUAAUGAUGCGAAGUCAACAACAUUGAAAAUGCAAGUAGCAAGAGAAAUUAAAUUUCACAUUGUUCAUACAUACGUUGUUGUUCGUUCUCUGCCGUUCUGAACAUCGACACCGUCCUUUGUAAACUAAGAUAAACCUUAACGAAAAUCUCGGACGAAAAUACAGGCGCCAUAACACAACGACGCCAUCUUACAAAAGCACAUGGUCCUUCCAUCCGCGCAAGGGAUGAUGGGUGUGAAUGGAAAAAACCGCUGGCCCAAAACAGUACUGAAGGUUCAACAACCUUGAAUCGCAGCGAAUUAAUUACUGUCCGGAAAAACAACCAGAUUAACAUAACAGUUCCUGACACACCGGGAGGGUGGGGGUCGCUGCGAUACAACUUGUAACAUGGAACAAAUCACAAAAUGUCUCCAGAUAAACGUUUGUACUCAAUAUCCUUAAUGUUAUUUGCAUUCUUGAUUUUGUCUUAAGACUCUAAUCCACUGGAACAACUAGGGCUAGGCGCUGAACUGCCCUUGAAACGACAGUGUCUCUUGCACCCCGGUACUCGUGAACUUUUUCCCCAGUGCGAUAGCUCUUGUACUUGACUGUCACCUUGCGCACUUUGCCAUCUUCCCCUGGAAACACAUCUUGCACAAGCGCCAAGCGAUAAUCUCCCCUAAGAGUGUUCUUGUCAGCGACGAUCACCACAUCUCCUGGACACAAGUUGCGAGUGGCAGUGUGCCAUUUGCGCUGUACUACUAAUGCUGGAGCAUACAGCUCGGUCCAACGUUUCCAGAAGUCCUCCACCACAGACUGAACAAGAUGGUAACGUGUUACAAUGCUUGCGUCGUAAGGUUGCCAUCCUAAGGGGUUAGAUGCAGUGGCCCGUCCAAGCAACAAACUGUUGGGUGUGAGAACAUUGAUGGUUGAAUCAACGCUUGGUUUCACUCCAAUUGGACGCUCAUUUAGUAAGUUGGACACUUCACAACAGACAGUGAGAAAUUCAGGUACAGACAGACGUUGGUUACUCACUGAGAAAUGAAUAGCACGUUUGGCGGCUUUUAUCAGAGACUCCACUGCUCCUUGAUGCCAGGGACUAUCGGCAGGUCCAAAUACCCAGGUUAAACCAUUCUGAGCAGAAUCUCUCUGUAAGGACUCCCUGUCGAUUCUUUGCCAGGCUUCCUUGAGUUCCCUCUCCGCGCCCACAAGCUGAGAACCUGGAUCGCUGUAAAUCUUCUCUGGCCAUCCACGAAGACUGGCGAAUCUGCUGAGUGCCAUCAGGAAAUUGCUGGUGUCGUAUCCAAACACUGCCUCAAUAUGAACAGCUCUCAUUGCGAGAUCGGUGAACAAUACACCAUAUGCUUUGCCACUUGUGCGUUUCUGGACUUCCCCUCUAACCGUGUACGGUCCAAACAAGUCAAGCAUCACGUGGUUGAAUGCUGGUGCAGGUUUCAGUCUAACUUCUGGCAGUAACCCCAUCGGUUGCUCAAGAAAUUUAGCAUCACGCAACUUACACAGUUGACAGUCCAUUUUCACUAACCUUGCCAGUUUACUACCUUGAGGCGUCCAGUAACGCAUUCGAAAUCGAGCAAGGGUUGCGUCACGUCCCCUAUGUCCUCCUGCUUGAUGCGCACGUUCCAUGAAAAGACGAGUAGCUGGAUGCUUAGAGGGUAACAAUCUCUGAAGGGAUGAGUCUGGUGUCAUCGCAUUGUACCUAGUUAGUCGUUCUCCAACAACCCAUAUUCCACUUGCGUAUUGUACAGGCUUCAGCUUAGCAUAGCGACCUCCAUGACCUUUCUUGCUGCUGCUCUUCUUUAGCUCGCAUUCCAUUGUUUUCUGAAUGUUCUUCACAACAAAGUCCUCUGCGUCUUUCAAGUGCUGUGCGGUUACUUGCAUGGCAUUUCCUGCACUGAAAGUUUUGUUCCUUGCAAUGUUUUUCAACCUUGCCACGACCCAAAUGACUCGAUUGAUGUUUCUAAAUCUCUCGUAGACGAUCAAUGGAGGAUCUGUCCUGGCUACCGCCGUACUACACAUCUUCUUCUCUCCAGGGAGUGCUUCUUCCUUCUGCAGACCAGACUUGAGUCCCCACUCUUCGACAGGUUUGUACAGGAUAGGUGGGCCAUUCCACCAAUGGGAGUCCUGAUUGAGCUCCUCAGGGGUGCGUCCACGGGUCAACCAAUCUGCUGGGUUGUGAUAACCUGACAUCCAGGCCCAACAGGACAUAUCACCAUUCGUUGCGGCUUGAAUUUCUCCAAUUCUAACUCCUUCAUACACCUUGAAGCGAGUACUGGUCUUGUUGAUCAUACUCAAGACAGUUUCAGAGUCCACAAUUUGCCACACCUCUUCAAAUUCGAGCCUCAUCUCCUUUUCUAUAACCUUUCUACCUCGCUUGGACAACACAGCAGCAUUUAGCUCCAUCUGAGGAGUGGACAACUUAUUCACUGGGGCGAUACGACACUUGCCAUGAUAAGUCGACACCAAUAAUCACCGCUGUUUAGGCGCCAUCUGAUGUAGGCUGCAAAACCAUAGGCAAGGUCACUACCAUCACUGAAGAUGAUAAGCCAUGGUCGGCCAACAGAGUCGGGUGGUCGCAAACAACGACCCAAUCUAAGCUGCUCGAGCUGGAACAGGGAACAGAAGAAGUGAACCCACUUUGAGCGCAGAUGGAUUGGCAGCGGAUCAUCCCAUCCAAGCUUUAGGGACCACGUUUCCCGCAGGUGAAUCUUUCCCAGCAGAGUGUAGGGGCACACAAAUCCAAGAGGAUCAAAGAUCAUCAUAACCUGCGACAGAACAAUUCUUCUUGUCAACACAAGUGGUAGGCCUUGUGGCAAAUCAGCUUUCUUGAGGCAUGGGCCUGUGUGUGUUCCUUUCUUCUUCUUGCUGAAGUUGAGAGUGACUUCGAACACCACGGUGUCUUCCACUGGAUUCCAGCCAAGGCCCAAUACCCUCAGGCUGCUAUCAGUUCCUUUCAACACGUUUGGGUGCGUGCAUACAGCGCCAUCAGGUGCGACAAGUGUGUCAACGUUCUCAGACAACACUUCGCCGGUGCGAGGACUUGAUUCUCCAGUAAACUGCCAACACUUGACUGCAAAGCCUCCCUUCGCAAGCAUAUCUUCCGUUUCACGAGCAAUUUUCAAUGCUUCAGCUGUACUCGGUUGAGAGUCAAUUAAAUCAUCUACAUAGCUAGAUCUCUUCAGGAGGUUGGCAGCCUUUGGACUGUCAGUUUCAAACAUAUCUGCAGUCUUGUACAUAGCUUCAGUGCUAAUAGCCGGGGCUGGAGUGUCGCCCAUAUUGACUCGUGUCAUCACAUACACGUCGGGUUCUUGGUCAGUUUCCAAAUCACGCCACAGGAACCGAUGACAAUGUUGCUCCAAGGGCUUCAAGUGGAUAGAGUGGAACAUUUUACGAAUGUCUCCCACAAGGGCAACCUGCUCCUCCCUCCAGCGCAGCAAUAUGCCAAUUAGAUUGUUCAUGUAACAGUCCGGUCCCUUGGCUAAACAGGAAUUAAGAGACAUUCCUUGGCACACUUGGCUGGAAUUAAAUACGAUUCGCACAGGUGUGGAGUGUGACCGUGUGUUGACUACUGCCAGGUGGGAGAUGUAAAACUUAGGACCACUCCAUUCUUGUAAUUCUUUCUGAGACAACUUCCGUGCAACACCUCGUUCCACCAUGUCCUCCAUCUGCUUCUGGUAAGUCUCAGCCCACCGCUCGUCCUUGCUGAGUGUUCGCUCGGUACUCUUGAGCGUAGCCAAGGCGCUACUGUAGUUGUUGGGUAAAGUUCCUGGGUCCACAAGCCACGGAUAACUAGUUACCCAACACUGUUUAACACCGUCAUACUCAAGGUUCCCUUGAAUUAAUUUUAACUCCUGUUCCUCUUUGAACGAAUAGGUGUGGCCAACAGUUGGACAUUUGCCACAACGACAACUACCACAGCGCGGAGUUAUUUCAGUUCCAAUUUCUUCACCACAAAUGAAGUUUUCUAUAAGGCGUCCCUGAUUUUUACCCGCGAGGGAUUCUGCAACAUUCGUCUGUCUGAGACUAGCGUACUUUUUGCUGACGUCGACCAGCUUUCCAGGGUUAGAACAAUUUGGCUGAAACUCGGGGUGAGUAACAUGGCAUACAUAGUGAGCCUCAUGCUUGAUCACUGAGUUGUGUAUCGUUUUCACAAGAUUUGAAUCGUGCUCAGUUCCUUCUCUUAGAUCAGGAUGGGUACCUUGAAGACAGACUCCAAAGUCUCCUUUCAUGAUGCUUAAAUUAUCUCCACACUUCGCCUCCUCACACUUGGGGAACAACCCAAAGUAGUCGCAGCCCAGGAGAAUGUCUACUUUUUCAGUUUUCCUCUGUAGCGAGUCAACAUCAUAGCCAGGGAACAAAUUGGCUAAGACUUUAGUGUCCAGCUUGCUGACAGGGCCAGUAAUUCUAUCCAUACCAAAUGCAGUGAUACCGACUUUCUUGCCAGUGUUCGUUCUCAAAGUGAACUGAUACUGUCGGGUGUUGUAAGUCUUCUCAACAUUUCCCAUUGUGGUUACGUCAAGCGUGAUUCUGUUCAGUUUUUUGGCCUUGAUUCUAUCUGCUGCUUGGUGGGUUAUGUAGGUUGUGUUUGAGCCACCAUCACAGAAUAUGGUAACAUUCUUCCCACUCUCACACACCUUUGCCUGCUGGAUGGGAUAGAGAGCAAGGCCAGCUCCUCUUGUAGCAUGACUUGCCGAUUCAGCAUGAGCACAAUGGUCAGUUUGUCGAUCUUCUUCCUUUCGAGGUGCUGAUACAGUCUGAUCCUGACCGGUAGUGUUUGAACCUUCUUUCUUUUUCCCUGACUUGCACAGGAGAAAGUGGUGCUUCUCACUUCCACACAAUGGACAUGGUUUUUUGCUGGGACACUUCUGCUGUGGGUGAUUUCCAAAGCAGACAAAGCAGGUAUUCACUUGUUUGAGGAGUUCAAACUUGCCACCCUCUCCACUGAUGGGGAGUUUCUGAAAUUCUUUACAAUCACUUGUUUUGUGCUUAACCGUAUCUCUCUUGUGGAAAGCGCACUGGUAAAACUGUUUUUGGCCCUGACUAGUUCCUGUUCCAUGAUGUGUCAGCCCUUUACCACGAUCACCAUUCUUCAGUACUUCAAAUGUUCUUCUCCGCCUUGGUUGGUAUUCAGCUAACCGAGCUACUGCUUCUCUCUCUCGUUCCAAAAACUUCAUAAAGGGUUUGAAAGGCUGGAGCUUCUCUAUUUGACUCAUGUCAUGAUACUUGCGAAUCCAUUCUAUUCUUAGAUGGUUUGGUAGGAGUGCAUUAACAUAGUCUACGUCUCUCAUUGUGAGAGUGUUAAGUUGGUCUAACUCUUCAAGUUGACUAUACGAAGACUCUACAACAUCAACAAAUUCAACAAGACCUCUGUAAUCGGUUUCUGAGACUGGCUUGAGCUUAUGUAAAUCCUCUAGUGCUGCUUGAACAGUGGCACUGGUAUCAUCAUAGUAAUCUUCCAACUUCUUCCACAUUGUAUCAUAAGCUUCUGGUUUGGUGACAUACACUGACUUGAUCCUUUGACUAGCUUCACCUUUCACCGAUCUCUUUAGUUCGUGAGCCAGGGCUGUCUUGUUUUUGUAUGCCCCCUCUGCCAACUGCUUCCAGACUGUUUUAAACUCUGGCCAGUCCUUUCGCUGUCCUGAAAAAAUCGGGAGGGUCAUCUUUUUUAAAUGGACACCGGUUGCAACUGCUCCCUCGCUUUGAUCUGCUACCUCACUGUUGCUUAGGUGGUGUGGUGAAGUAUUCACUUGCUGUGCAGGAUAAGGCUGUCCUCCGAUUGACUGUUGAAAUGAGGGCAUUGGUACAAAGUAGUGCUGACUUGGAGGCAUACUGUAGCCUGUAUGGCUGAUGGGACCCAGUCCAGUAAGAAGAUUAUUUGCCUGGGUUGGCAUGGCAUAACUGACAGGCUGAUAAGGAAAGACAUUCAUUGUGUGUCCAGGAUAAACAUGAGUUGCUGUGGGUUGAUGAAAGGGUGGCUGAGAAGGAAUAAAGGGUCCUGCCCCUCCAUGGAAGUCAGUUGCUUGAACAUUGCUUACUGAUGCUGCGACACUGUCAUUCUGGGAUGACACACUAGACACAGUUCCACCUACAGGCGUUUGACUAAGACUUGAGCUUGCUGCUGUUUGAACUGGUCCUUGUUCUGAUGGUGUAGUAUUUCCAUCUUGGGUGGGAGGAUUAGCUGAUGGGGGUACUAAAUCAAGUUGAGCAACACUUGUUGUCUUCGCUGCUUUUGCCUGUACAAAGGCAUUCCUGGCCCCAGUAUAUACCUCACUAACAUUUGCCCUGUAGGCAGUCAAGUCAAGUCCAUUGACAAUCUCGUGCUCGGCAUGUUCUUCAUCUGAAACCAAAAUUUCAUACUCCUCAUCUAUUAUACAAAAAUCAUCAAACGCUUUCUCCAAUUCAACCAUCAACACUGUUAAAAUAUCAAUGUCUACACCCCUAUCAACCGCUCUAGUUAGUCUACGCGAGGCUGUAGUAACUUGCUGCUUGGCCUUAGUUCUUUCCUGCUUUUUCUCCUCUACAGCACUCAUAACUUAACACUUCAUUCACGAGACAAUGUACUUACUAAUAUACCAGAAUAAAAUGUCUAGGAACUUGACACGUUCAGACACAAUCUUGUCCACAAGAAUAAAUUGCCUCCCAAGACAAAAUGCGUGAAAAUACAAGCAAGAAAAUCCAAUGCACACAGGAAUAAAUUUAAGGAAACUUGGAACACGAAUGCAAUCCGCAGAAGUCAAAACACAGAGGAAUGAAUUGGCUGGCAACUUGAAACACGUCCAAUGUAAUUCACAAAAUCCAAAACACAGGAACGAAUUGGCUGGCAACUCGAAACACGUCCAAUGUAAUUCACAAAAUCCAAAACACAGGAAUGAAUUGGCUGGCAACUCGAAACACGUCCAAUGUAAUUCACAAAAUCCAAAAACACAGGAAUGAGUCAAGUUGACUGGCGACUCGAUAGAAGUUGAGCGUAACCCACAAAAUGCGAAACACAGAAUUAAAGACGAGUUGGCUGGCAACUUGAAAGAUUUCGGUUGUAAUGCGGGAACUCACACAGUACACGAAUGAAUUGGCUGACAAUUCGGACAACACGACGAUAUCCUUUCGUUGGCUGGCAACUUUCAGGCUCCUUUACAACAACGUUUUACUGUAACGGUAUCGAUCCACACACAACAGACGUUUCAACUCCAUUUUAUUCGUAGAGAACUAGUAGUAGGUAAAACCUGGGUGACAAAACUACAAAAUGCGCCUUAUAAUGAUGCGAAGUCAACAACAUUGAAAAUGCAAGUAGCAAGAGAAACUAAAUUUCACAUUGUUCAUACAUACGUUGUUGUUCGUUCUCUGCCGUUCUGAACAUCGACACCGUCCUUUGUAAACUAAGAUAAACCUUAACGAAAAUCUCGGACGAAAAUACAGGCGCCAUAACACAACGACGCCAUCUUACAAAAGCACAUGGUCCUUCCAUCCGCGCAAGGGAUGAUGGGUGUAAAUGGCAAAAACCGCUGGCCCAAAACAGUACUGAAGGUUCAACAACCUUGAAUCGCAGCGAAUUAAUUACUGUCCGGAAAAACAACAAGAUUAACAUAACAGUUCCUGACACAGCUAUUAGAUAUUACAUGUAUUAUUACUGGCUGCAGUCACACUAGGUGACUAAACUUACUUAUUUCCUGAGUUAACUGAUAUCAAAAUUAACUAGUUUAAACAAAUUGCUGGCUCGUAACUUUCAUGUCUCAAAUCUAACCCCAAGCGGUCAUCAUAAUCCUGAUUACACUGUACCUAUUAAAACUAAGACCUUCUUUGAGCAAAAACAAAACGAAAAAAUGAAUGCGAGAAACCCUUUUGUAACAAGACAAUUGACUCCAGGUAAAUCAAUGUAUUAAUUUUAUAGUGAGUGUCCCACUACAUCACUACCAUAACAACAUUAUUGACAUAUUACUUAAAACUUCAUGAACCUGCUUCUUCUGCAAUAUUGCCAUCACUUACAGUGUAUCUUGGGAACAAAAGUUUAAUUAUACUAUAAUUGCCUCAUAUGAGGGAAUCCAAGACAGUUUUAGAUUCUGGAUUCCACGCUGCGGAUUCCGGAACCUUUUUCAGUGGAUUGCUUGGUUUCUGGAUUCCAAUCGUUUGACUUGUAUUUCAGGUUUCAAAGCUCAGAAUUUAGGAUUCCGCAACAAAAAUUGCCCGAAUUCUGGAUUCCAUAAGCAAAAAUUUCCCGGAUUCCAGAAUCCCUUACAUGGGGUGAUCAUAAAAAACAAUCAGUGAAAGCAGGGUACCAUGAUCUAAAUUCUAUAUAGCUACACUAUGUUUUCAGCACCAUGGCAGUCACUACCUUUACUCCCCUUUUAAAUUUUGGAAAAGCCUUUGGAGAAAGUAGGCACUAGAGGAUAAGGUUAAUUUUGGCCUAAUAGAGGGGAAUUAACACUUGCUUCAAUUCUUAUUAAAUUUUCCAAGACCAUUUAUCUGAAGAGAACAACCAAACAAAAGAUUACAGUAUUUUUUACAACAACAGGACAAAUAAAGUUUCAGGAGAAGGGGUGGUCCUUGUUGAUUACUGAAUAUUGGAAUGCAAAUGUAGCCAGUAGGUAUUAUCAAAUAGCAUCAUUAAUGGCUUAACAGUAACAACGAACUUUCUUAUACUUACUGAGCAUUUCUUUUACUCCCGAUUAGUUGCUCCCUCAGCAUUUGUUUGUCCUCAACAUUUCUCCUGCCUCUUCUUAGUUUUACAAUGUCUGCUAAUUAAAACAGCAUCGAUUCACCGAAGUCUAUUUACUAAGUACUAACGGCUGCUUUCUUGGAUCCACUCGUUACUCUUGAUCGUCGCCGAUGGAGCUAUCUAGAUGCCUUUCAUGGUGGAUUUUCGUCGAAGGAUCUAUUAUAAGUAUGCAGUUCCCUCGAGUUCGAGCGAUUAUUUUUAUAAGUUCUUCGAGGACACAUUCGUUCGAUAAAUUCGAACAAAUAAGACUGGCCGAUUCCUCCAUACUCGACAGUCAACCCCACAAAGAAGGAAAAUUCGAAACCUCUUGAUAAAUAUGGCGUUAAACGUACGAAGUAAAAGCUGAUGGCAAAUCGAUGGCAGUGGAACGUGUUAACGGUCGACGAAUUUCAAUUGUUGUGCCUCGUUCUCGAACGGUUAUGCAGACUCUCGCUGACCAGCACCACUGAGGCGCAAAUGCUUGGGAAAUCGGGCGCGCGGUCUUUUGGCGAUUUCGCGGGAGAAGAGAUUGCCUAUGUUGCUGGAUUUCUUCUCAAGGAUAUUCGAAAUUUAAAAGGUAAAGUCGAUGUAUUUUGCCUUGUAUAUCGUGCUUCUACUGCCACAUCUAUGUUAUAACCGGGAAUAAACUACAUUUGCAUCCAUAUUUACAUUUGUAGCAUGUAUGAGCACGCGUGUCGCGUGCGUAUUGUAGUGAUCCAGCUGAAAAAAGCCUUGUUGAAAAAUUUAAGUGGUGUUAAGUCAGCAAAAUAUGUAGUUAUGCAAUGUUAAAAUGCUAAUUUAUUGGUAUUUGGCAGAAGUAGCUCAAGAUUAAUUGCUUGAGUAAUUUAUACUACCUCUGGCGCUAUAUUGACAUAUUGAGCGUAAUACCUGUACAUAUACCAUUGAUUUUGACAGGGGUAGGGUGGAGCCUUUAUUUUAUAUGCGUUACUGUCAUUUUUUUCUGUUUUGUUUUGUCAUGUUUUCAUAUACAAGAUUGUUUUGUUUAUAAUAGUUUAUAAUGAUACAGCUGUACAUGUAAGCUGAGUCAAAAGGUCAAAAAUGCUAAAAUGUGCCACAUGUGUAUUUAUAAUGUUCAUAAAGAUAAUGGCAACACAAGUAACAUAAUUCAUUUAAUUUCACAAUAUUAUCAAUAAAGGUAGAGUUAACAGUUAUUUUUAGUGGGUUUAGUGACUUUUUUGUGUAUUUGUUUCAGAUUCUUCCUUGAGUGGUACAGGAGUUAUUUCCAAUGUUCUUGAAAUUGAGUUGCAUCACCUGAACUCUCCAAAAGAUAAAGAGGUCAAUGAAAUACAGGUUCAGCAUGGGGAAGCUGUUUGUGGUCUGUGCAUGAAGAAUGCUACAGGGGUAUUCCAGUGGGUCUCAAUUUAUUUACAGUAAUCAUUUUUUCCUCUGCACAAGAUGACAGAAUUGAAGCUUAUAUACUGAAUGCUCCCAUCCAUCAAUACCCCAUCUGUUUGGGGUAAAUGUCACAAAACAGAAACCUCACAUGUACUUCCUUGGGUUAUAUUUUUACCAUCUUUACAAUAUUAUUUUUCUUGUUCUUUGUGCGGUGCCCUGCUAAGGAAAUCCAUGUCCCUUUCACAGUGUUCUGCGGGAACAUAAUGUACUGAAAUUGUGUGAAGCUAUAGAACAUUUACACUCAUAGAGGUUUCCCCACAGAGAUAUAAAGAGUGACAACAUUAUUCUUACAGAGGUAAACAAUAUGUACCACCCAAUGCUCAUUGAUUUUGGAAAGGCUAUCUUGCUAUCGGAUGCCCCUUCAAAACAGCAGUCCAUGACUGCUCACUAGCACUGACAUAUAGCUUAAGAAAUAUGCCUCAGAUAUUAUGUUUUCACUUGGCGUUACUAAGUCAUGGCAAAAGUUUCUGGCAAAGUGAAAGUAGAAAGUGAUUUUGUGGAAGGGCAAAGAAAAUGCCUUCAGACAGAUCCAAAGUUGAGAUUUACUGUCACUGCUCAAAACAAAUUUUUAGGUGGAACCUUUUUUUUUGUCCAGCAAUUAUAAAAUAUCAUAUUCCUAUUUAAAAAGGAAAAUCAAAAAGUCAUCUUACUGGGUGAAUUCCUUUUCUAAAUAAAUCUAUUAAAAUUCGGCUCAUUUAGUAAAAGAGUAUAAUGAUAUUGAUGGUGUAAACCCCGUUGGUCUAAGAAGUUUAGGUUUAAGUGAAGAAAUGCACCUGAUGUUAUUGUUGUUGAGUGAAGGCUGAUAUAAAUCUCACCAGUCUGUUUGAGCAGUUUAAAAAGACAAAUCAUAUUGAACUCAAAAUCAGGGUUGUAAAGAGCAGCAAAGAAAUUAUUCAUUCAUGUCUGUGCUGAGUUUCUAUUCACAAAUGAUAUGAAAUACAAAGCAAUUUCACCAUUUGUUGUGGUAUUGGCUGUUGGGCUUUCAAAAUGUGGUCAUUUUUAGGAGGCUUACCAUCAAGAUGUGGUCAUCUCUAGGUAUAGUCAGUGAAAACUAGAACAAAUAGCGGUAAGAACAAAAUUGUCAGUUUUGAUGUGAAGUUUCUUGAAUAAAUGGCCAUGAGGAAAUUGUGUACAAGUGAAUAAUCUCAACCCUGACUUUGAAAUGCACAGAACCUUUUUUUUUUUUUUUUUUUACCAAAUUUAAGGUACUGUGGGUGGCCUUGUUAUUGUUAGCUUUUUAAUAAUAAUAUUAUGAUGUAGAAAAAAAUACAGUAAAUGAUCUGACUACUGGACCUUUGUCCAGUAGAUUUGUUGUAGUGUAUUUACUUAAUGUAAAGGGGAGGUAGUGUGGGCCCUCUGUAACUGUAUACAACAGUUACUGUGUCAUUUUGAAUUUUUAGUUUUAGUAAUUGGAGAUCCCUGCCCAUUGUGCGACCCUAGGCUUUACUAUUAUCAAAUGACAGAAGGGGAAUGUAACACAUGCCCAGGUUAUGUACCAUUGGCUCACUUCGAAGUGGUUAUGUGAUUUAGAAUUGGACCUAAAAAAAGACCGGGGCCCAGUUGUUCCAAAGACCGAUUAGCACUAACCCAGUGUUAGAUUUUAACCUGCGUUUCUUUUUCCUUUUAAUCAAAAGCAUUUUGUUAGAUAAUUUUCCCUUUUUUUUAAGUAUCAAAUCACCAAAUUGUAGACAAAAGGAAUUCAAAUGAAUUUGUUUUUAAAACUUUCAUAUCUGAAUUCAUAUUUCGUACUAACCUUGGGUUAUCUUAACCCAGCUUUAAACAACCCAGCCUGGAAGGAUAAAUGCUGCAUGUUAAUUUGUUUCACCGCCUUAGUUUUUUCUUUAUAGCUUAUAACUUUUCAUGAUCCAAGGCCAACUCACAGCUCCUGUAACCCAGUAGGGGUCUGUUCAUUUUUUAAGGAGUUGGCGGGGGGGCUUUGUUGGGUGGGAUUUGACCGGUAGCUCCUGUAUAUGAAGACCCUCUCUUCAUCAGAAUUUUUGGGAAGCCACAACCCCACUCCUUGUAUCCCAAGAUCAAAUAACCAGGGUUCAGGUGAAUUUUAGCCAGCAAAAAUGCUAUGACUUUUUUUGGAUUGAAUAGGUAGUACUUAAUGAACAGUGAGACUCAAACUCAGGGUUGCAAACAACAAAGUAAGAAAAAUUAGCCUUUCAUAAAUUUGUCAGCUGAGUUAAUGUUCAAAUAAAAUUGUGAGCAGUUUCACCAUAUUUUGUUGUAGUAUUGGCUGUUGGGUUUUCAAAAUGUGGUCAUUUUUAGGAAGCCGGCCAUCGAGAUGUGGUCAUCUCUAGGUGGGCAGUCAAAACUACAACAAAUACUGGUUAAACUAAAAUUGUUGGUUUUAAAUUGAAUUAAGUUUGUUGGUUACAUGGCCAUGAGGAAAUUAUGUACAAGUGAAUAAGCACAACACUGAGUUUGAAAUCCACAAAACUUUUUAUUUCGGACCAAAUUUGAUUUUUUAGCAUGAUGUACAGAAAAUACAGUAAAUGAUCUGACUACUGGACCCAACCUUGUGUUAUCUUAACCCAUCUUUGAGCAAACCCAGUCCAGAAGGAUAAAUGCUGCAUGUUAAUUUGUUUCACUACCUUAGUUUUUUCUUUAUAGCUCUAGACUUUUCAUGAUCCAAUGCCAAAUCAGAGCUCCUGUAAUCCAAUAAAGAUCUGUGCAUUGUUUAUUGUGCAGGGGGGGGGCCUUUCAGGUAGGAUUUGACCAUUCGACCGGUAGCUCCUGUAGAUCCUCCUUGUAUCCCAAGCAAAUAACUAGGCUUCAGGUGAAUUCUAGCCAGCAAAAAUGCUAUGACUUUUUUGGAUUGAAUAGGUAGUACUUAAUGAACAGUAAAACUCAAAAUCAACAUUAAAAUCAGUGAAACUCAAACUCAGGGUUGCAAACAACAAAGUAAGAAAAAUUAGCCUUUCAUAAAUUUGUCAGCUGAGUUAAUGUUCAAAUAAAAUUGUGAGCAGUUUCACCAUAUUUUGUUGUAGUAUUGGCUGUUGGGUUUUCAAAAUGUGGUCAUUUUUAGGAAGCCGGCCAUCGAGAUGUGGUCAUCUCUAGGUGGGCAGUCAAAACUACAACAAAUACUGGUUAAACUAAAAUUGUUGGUUUUAAAUUGAAUUAAGUUUGUUGGUUAAAUGGCCAUGAGGAAAUUAUGUGCAAGUGAAUAAUCACAACACUGAGUUUGAAAUCCACAAAACUUUUUAUUUCGGACCAAAUUUGAUUUUUUGGUAUGAUGUACAAAAAAUACAGUAAAUGAUCUGACCACUGGACCUAACCUUGUGUUAUCUUAACCCAUCUUUGAGCAACCCAGUCCAGAAGUUUAAAGGCUGCAUGUUAAUUUGUUUCACCACCUUAGUUUUUUCUUUAUAGCUCUAGACUUUUCAUGAUCUAAGGCCAACUCAGAGCUCCUGUGAUCCUGUAACCCAAUAAAGGUCUGUUCAUUGUUUAUGGGGGUUUGUCAGGUAGGAUUUGACAAUUCGACCGGUAGCUCCUGUAGAUCCUCCUUGUAUCCCAAGUUUAAGGGCCGUAGACAGAAAAAGGUAAGGACUGAGGCAAUAUCCAUGGCUGAAUUCCCCGCCUAGCUAUUCAGGGUCUUUAUGAUAGCUACGUUGAAACCAAACACUGCCAAGAUCAAACCUUAAAUGACAGAGGCAAGUGCCUCGGUUUGCCUCAUACUGGCUAUGGCCCUGACUGUAGGAAAUACAGUGCAUCAAUGAUCUGACUACUGGACCUUAAUAACGAGUGGAUUUGAAUUAGUGUAUUUGCUUUAAAUUAGUAGCCCGGGAAAGGUUUAUGCCAGGGGCGCGGUCAGAAAGGGACACCUUUUUCAUGCUUCAGGUAUGAAAGGAUAGGGAUUUCCUGAGUUAAAGUAUGUGACAGGGUAGACUAUCUGUCAUUUUGUUCUGUAAAAAGACUAACAGAAGAAAUUUGUGAAUGUAAAAUUGUCAAAAAAAAUUAACUGGUUUCUGAUUCCUUUAUAUUAAAAUGACAGUGCACAUAAAACAGUUAACAGGAAAGAUGCAUGUAAGGGGUUGGACCUCUUGGCGGAGUCUCACAGCGUGUACAAAAUUUUAUUGUAACAAUGUAAUGUUACAGUUGAGAUUGGAAAUUUACUUUAGUCACAAAACGGAUCAAACAUAUAGGAAAUGUCACAUGCACAUCACCUUUGACUGUCAGCAAAUGUUAUGCAGCUCACUAUAUUUGCUCCCCUUGCAAAUAUGGAUAAUUAUGAUGCAAAUGUGCAAAUUUAUGAUACAGCCAAAUGUCUAGAAAUUUAUUGUUUUUGCUCUUAAGGCAAAUACGAGUAAACCACAUGCAAAAGUGUUCUUUUGGUAUCCUGGAAAAACAAGAGCAAAUACCACUGCAAAUUAGGGGUUUUGCAAUAUUUUUGCCUGCAUUUGAAGUAAAGUGAAAACUGUCAUUUUUGCCAAGGAUGUAAAUUUGAGUAAACUGGUAGAAAUGUUGAAGAUUUGCCCAUGCUGCAAAUAUGUAUCAAAUUUGUAUCAAACCAUUACAUUUACUUCACUUUUGCGUAUCAAUACCUAUCUAGCAAAUAUAUGUAUUUGCCCACACCUUAGCCGACAGCGCAAAUGUAAUGCAAAUUUGGAGCUCCAAAUUUACCACAUAUUUGCACCUUUCGCAAACAUUAGUAAAUCCGUUUUUUCGUCCAGUGAAAUGGACAUGGGUAACAACGCAAAUGCAAGCGCAAGUGCGUGUGCAAAAGCGUGUAAAAAUUUGCGUUUGCGUUAACUCUUGCGUCUCAAUGAUAAACGAACCUUAAAUUGGAAGUUUUCAAGUUGUAUGUUGAGAUGUUCAGUUUGCUUUUUUGUAUGUUUAUUGUUUUUAUUAGUGCUGUUGUCGUUGUUUCACAAACUAAAACAAUCCUCAAAACGAAGCUCAUCUUUGUGAAACUGCGUUUUCUUGCAGGCAAAAUUCAAAGAAGUCUAAGGAAAAACUUCAUAAACGUAAGUAAAAUUUCCGUAAUCUGCAGCUUGAGGCUCGCUAAAACUCUAUAGUGGUACAAUCAUAAUACCGACAAAACUGGUGCUCUAUUAUAUUAAAGCGACUUUUCUGAAACAGCAAAAUGUUUUGUUUGUUUGUUUUGUUGUUGUGCUUUUCUUUUUAAGUAACUUAACCCUAUUCAGACUGGGCUUUUUUGGUCAAUCUGUGACUGGGAGGGGCUCCUCGGACCCCCCCUCUGUAUCUCUGGAACCAAUAAUGCUAGGGUCAUGAAAUUUACACACAAUGAUCAUCUCCGUACAAAGAAGCCCCACACCCAGUUUUGACUUGCCACGCCCAAUGAUGACGUCACAGUGACGUCAUAUUCCGAUUUUUCAAUGUUUCUUAUUAUUUUUCCACUUAGAUACGUAAAAUAUCAAUAAUAUUGGUAAAGUCAUCUCUUUGUUAUCCUUUCUUAUGAACUAGUAACAAGGAAACACUUGUACAGCGAGAAAAAGCAAUAGGAAGCAAUAAAAUUUAAAAUUUGAAAUGGUUGUCCGCCAUCUUGGAUCCGCCAUCUUGGAUUUCCGUUUUUUUGUUAAAAUUAUAAUUUAAAGCAACUUUCAAAGGGGAAAAAGCUCAGAAUGUAUAAAAGAAGUAUCAAACUAAUGUUUAUUACCCAAACAAAUGACUUUGGAAGUGUUAUUUGGAAAAUAGAGCAGCUUAUUUGUCAAAGCAAAAAGUGACAAAAUUUUACCCCACCCCUCCCCCCCAAAUAUUCGAUGUUGAAACAUUUUGAUGUAAUUCAAAAACUAGUCCCAAGCAAAGACCAUUUUCACAACAAAAAGCACUGUAAGUGUAAAAACGCGAUCUUAAAACAAAAAAUCACCAUUUUUUAAAUGUUCCAAAACCUAUGUGUCAGAAACUGGUUGCCAUGGCAACAUGAUUAAUCACAUGAACAUGGUAAUUAUACCAAAAUGUUCCUAGAUAAAUUUUAGGAAAAGUCAGAAAAUUUGAACGUCGUAGCUCUUUCGGUGUAGGAGUUAUCACGAUUUUGCCUGAUUUUGCCCCCCCAGUCUGAAUAGGGUUAAUUAAAGGUAUUCAAAUAAAUUCGAUACCCUUGAUUGAGCGGGCGUUUUCGUUAAUUAAUCCUGAAUUAACUGCUGCGUACUACAGAAUUGCAUUCUUUUACUCGCGUAAUGCAAUAAUCUAAUUUAUGAUUCUCUGUUUACCCGGCAACUAAACGAUAACUAGAUGCUUCUGAUGGCUUAUUUUCAAUUAUGUUUUCACUUCUUUCAAUCUCUAUGCAGUUUCUUUUCGUUUUAGCGAUCAUUGCGAGGGGGAGUGAAACGCUAAAGCAAACGAGUGCUUCUUGGCAUCGCGUAUCUCAACCAGCCGAUAAAACAAUCAUUGCCCUUGAAGCCUUAUAACAAUAGAAACUAUAACUCAUGGGCAACAAUACAUACAGGGAUGUAAAGGGGUACAGACCACCCUUAGGGUUAAUUUCCACUGUCGCGUAAUUUUUCCGUGCGAACGCACGUAUAAUUUACGCACGUAAAUGAAAUAGAGGCAAUAGGGAGCUUAAGCAGCGACGUUUUUGAGCGACGCACGUCAACCGGAAGUGAGGUAUUUUCCCUCUUAACAUGCCUUGAUGAUAUAAAAUUUGUAUUCCUUAGCUUCUUUACUUUUAUAGAGGCGAUUUGACUGAAAAUUUUGCGCGAAACCACCGUCAAAAAAUGAAAAAAGGCCACUUCCGGUUGGCGUGCGUCGCUCAAAAACGUUGUUGCUUAAGCUCCCUAAAGUAUGAAAGGCCACGCGUAAGCGUGAAAGUUGAGCGAGGUUCAACUUUUACGUUUACGCGUGACCUUCCCACAUUAGAGAGAUUAAGAUUCACGUUUACCGCAAACUGCAAACGUCAGACUCAAGUUGAAAAUUUCUCAGAAUAGAAAAUAAGCAGAUAAAAACAGUACCAAACGAUUCCUAUGGUUAUAUCUGGCAUAAAACUACUUAUUUUUGUGUAGAAGCAAUAGAGAAUAAACGGAGAAUAAGUGGAAAACUUGGUCACGUGGUACAAAUUCACGUCUGCCGUUUGGCGUAAAACGUGGAUCUUAAUCUCUCUAUUGUCUUUUUUUGUGUGUGUAAAAUAUACGUGCGUACGCACAUAAAAAUUACGCGACAGUGGAAAUCAACCUACAGACAAACCCUAUGUAUUAUACGAGUUUCAUAUGUCUUACGUCAUUAUUGCGUACCUGCAAAAAUAUAUUCGGUUGUUGAUCACACAACAAUCACCUCGACCCAUCUUUUAUUUUUACCUGUUCUUUUUUAUUGUUGUCUUAUGUGGAAUGGUUCUUAACCGCGAUUGCUUGUAAAGGCCCCCCAAGAUAUCUUGCACGUAGCUUGUUUUAUAUCCCGUCAAUCCUCAGCACCGUGCAAAAGUUGCGGGUAUUAUUUAUAGGAAAUAUUAAACACUUAAUGAAUGGUCAAGAGUAGCCUGUUCCAGGUGUUCAGAUAGUGGGGAGCGGUGCGAAGUGAAAAGGAGCGCGAAAAAAUAAAAGCGAGGGAGGAGGAGAGGUGAGAGAGGGACCUCUCUCCCCAGUCCCCCUCUACUUUUCAUCGCUUUCUUUACUUCGCACCGCUCUCCACUAUCUGAACGCUUGGAACAGGCUAGGUCACGAGGGAAACAGUUAAUUUUGUUACCCGAGAGUCUUAAUGUUUCGCGAGACGGAGCCGAGGAAAACAUUGAGAUUCUCUUACGUCAUAUAUUAUGCGAUGUUACCAACUCAGAGAAUUUGGCGGGAAACAGUUUUAUUGAUUUAUUUCAUUUUAUUGAUGUUAUGUGACCUUGAAGUAACCAAUGAGAGCGCGCGUUGUUGAGAACAAAUUUCCAGCUACAGUCGAACCUACCGUAAGCGACCACAUAAAAUGCAGACUGAGUGGUCGCUUACGGGGGGCGCUUACAAGAAUCAAACCACAGGGGGUCUCUUCCGAGAAGAGGUCCAGACAUCUGCAUGAAGGUUAGACUGUAUAUAACAAUGCCCCGUUUUCAUGAAGGUGUAAACAAACUCUUACGUAUAACAAGGUUAAAGAUACAUCCUUUGAAAACACUAAGCUUUUUAUUGCUUUACAGUGUCUAUCAUAUCCACAAGCGCCCUUCCCAGUCGACCGAUUCCAGUAAAAGAACUGCCCGAGCAUUGUGCUCGUUAUCAUGCCAACAAUAACGCUUUAUUUAAUGACGAGUUUAAGGUAUGAAAUCCUUAUUUCUUAGAGUGUAAAGGGACUAUAUCACGCCUGUCUAGCUAGUUUAUAUUUUGUUAAUUAUUUCAAUUAUUCGUUCUUAUUCGCUAUAGAAUUUGAGGAAUUUCUUGCAAAUUACAAAAUCACAGCUUUAUCUCCCAAGCGUUGAUACAAACAACAAAAAUGAAUCGGUUGAAAAAACCUAGAGGCUAACAAGUUUUCAAACGCAUCAAUUGCAAUCUGUUUCAAUCUUCUUCAAAAUUUUUCACCAGUAGUGCGUUGGAUGAUGGGAAGAGGGAAUAAGACUCUCUUCUUCUCUUGUCCCUUCCCAUCGUCCCCCGAGCUUUUUUUUCCUCUUUGUAACUUCCCUAUGACAAAACGAAGGCACUUAAUUUCCGCUUUACCUUUUUUGGUGACGUCGCUAAGACUGAAACAGGCUCCAAGACCGUCAAAAACACCCGGUUAUCUUCGAUUAUUAUCAUUAAAAGUUUUUUAUACUGUGAGAGGUUUGAACCGAGGAGUCAUUUCACAAGUAGGUUGAGUAUGAUCGUUCUGGUUAACGAAACGCACUUGAAUUUCGAAACGCACCAAUGACAUUACUAGUUUCCACAGCCAGGAACAUUAGGACUUAACUGACAGACGACCAAUAAAAUUGCAACUUAAUUAACUCAUCAGAUCAAUAACCAGAGUUUAAUACCACCAACUGACGCGAUACAACUCACUUUGACUCUGAAGAUGGCUACAGCACAGGUUGUGGAAAUGUCAUUCACUAUCAACAACAGUCCUAUUCAGGACUACGCUCACCCAGACGAUUAUACCCAACCUACGUUGUUUUCUAUACUGUUGUACAUAGAAAAGCUGCCACUCACAAUUUUUGUUUCUGAUCUUAGUGCCUUGAUAAAAUAACUUGGAAAUCAUCCUGGGAAGCGAGUCAAGCGGGCCACAACAGAGCCAAAAACCGAUACUGUAAUAUUGUGGCGUGUAUGUUGCAAUGUUCCUUAUUGUUACACUGUGUUUGUAUUGUUGAUUUGUAGUAAUUUGUUCAAUAAGUUAUUAGGCCAUUUGCACGAUGACGCCUUUUUACUACUAAAACCAGAAUUCAUUUCGUUUUUUCUUUGAUAUUUGAAUUUGGUGGUUGUUUGCCAUUUACAUGGGCAAACCAGCGGGUCCAUGGUUUGGGCAAAUGGUAGGCAAAAUUCAGGACUGGUAAAUUUCCUUCCAAUCAGUUCAAUUACUGCAAAGACUGCGAACGCCUGAAACUGGUAUCAAAGACGGCUUUGGAGAAAUGGAACACGAAUUUCCGUUGGGAAUAUUCCGUCCAGAAAACUGACAGGACCACCUUUUCAGAUGUUCCGUCGCUUCCGGAAAUUUUCCGAUGGAACGACUCGAAAAGCAGUGUUCCAUUUGGUUUCCAGCCGGAUUUUCCGGGAAACUUUUUGUAAAUGGUAAACAACCGGUAAUUCCGGUGAGGAAUAAAACAACACCGAAGGAUUCAGUAGCUUCGCAGCUCUUUAAAACCUCUUUUACUGAUUUAAUUUGAACUCUAUGGGUCGCCAAGAAUUCUUGUAGCAGAAAUAAAGUCACGCCAUCGUGCAAUUGGUCUAUAUUGUACAAGUUUCAACUCACAUUUACGCACGGAAAGUUUCCACAAACAUUUAAUAAAGGUUUGCAUGGAUUGUCCAGGGCAAACUUCCAUUUUCUCAUCAAACCCAGCAAAUGAUAUGAAAGUGUUGGUGAAGUUUUGUCACUCACUGAAAGUUAAUGAUACAAUCAAACCGCGCUUUACGGAGGACCGCUUUUAAGUCAGACACCUCAUUGACGCGGACAGUUUGCUUUGCCUCUUGGGAAAAAAGCCCCUACAUUUUCUCCAAAUACGGACACCCCGUUAAUAUGGACACUUUCUAUGGCUCCCUCAAUAUCCAGGCGGUGUUGGACACGGUCCACGUGACCAAUUUUGUCCAAUCACAUCAUUGCAGAUGGCGGAAUGAUUCUUUCACCUUUGUGCGGGUAGUCUCUUCGAUUUUCUUCGAUUUUCGCCGUUUAUCAAGUGAUUUACGAUAAUUUUUUUGGAAAAGUUUGAGUAGACAGAUGUAGCAAGCCGCAGUUCUUAAAACAAUAUGAUGUAUGUCUGUUUUCUAUUGAUAUUGUUCGUUGUAAUUCUUCAUGCGCAUAAUCCCUUUGUUUAGUUAAGAGCUAUUGUUUAUGCUUUUCAGUCUACAUCUUCUAUGUGUUCAACGACCCCUGACCUCCAUUUUUAGCAUAAUCUAUUAGUUUUGUUGUUCAAGAAUCUGAAAUGGUCGGCGGGCCCCAGCGGGCCCCGCCGUUUUACGGGUCAAAAUGCCACUUGAAGUAUACCUACGUGCGUGAAUCGUGACUCCAUUCCGCGGCAUCUUUAGUAUUAUAAAUAUACUCGCGCGGUCACGAUCGAACCAGCUUAGAAUACUUUCACUACACGAUCAGCUCAGAAUACUUUCUUUCAUUUCCUUUUUAUUCAUCUUUAAAAAUAUGAUAUUUUUUUGUAAUAUAUAUGUCAUCGUAGCGGCCCUUAGGCCCUCCGUUUUGAAUAGUUCCUUGGCUUCUUCCUUCUGCCCUUGUCCGCAAGGAGUUAAACCUUCUGUAUGCGAGAUUCUUCAUGAUUCCUAAUAAAUCAUACAAAACAUAACGAACAGAUAAAACUGAAUUCAUACGGAAAAAAAUGACUAGAAAACCUCCGCUAACUUGCUGUUGUCCUCAACAACAACAAGUUAGAGGAGGAGGAUUCUACAUUUGCCUUGGCCUCCAGCUUCUUCUGGAAAACCAGAAUAGGUUGCAUAUUAUUUUCGAUGGGAAGAUCAGUAUCCUUCAUGCACAUGUCAAUGUACCUGGAAAAAGAAAUCUGAGGUGAGAAGAGCGCUAAAGAGAAGCUUACGUUUAAAAUCAAGCACUUUAGGCACAUGUAAGAACGAUGUGUUGAUACGUACCGCGUUGCUUCGAUCCCAAAAUUAUCUCUUCAACACAGAAAAUAACAGUUUUGUGAAGCCAGCAGUAAACUUCGAUUGCGGCCACCUUUCCAGAGAAAGAUCUCAAAUGAACAUCGCAUGUUAUGUCCUUUAAAAGCGGAAGAAGACCUGUAAUGCCCAUAUCAAACUAUUUCUCCCGGUAUUUUUAUGGCGUAACGAGAGAUGUGAACAAAGCGAAGGUCAGAUGCAAAUGAGCCGUUUUUUGUUUUUUCCCCAUGAUGCCCUUCGGACCGUGUCCAACACCGCCUGCUCAAUAUCCGUAUUAAAGGAGUUUGACUAUAUUGAAAACUGUUUUGCUUUCUUGGUGUUAGGCCGUAUCUGCUAUGCGUAUAGAACUCCGCUUGUAACUAUCUACGCUAAACUGAUAAUCUGAAAUAUGUCUUUUUUAAUAUGUAGAUGAUCACAGCCGUGUGAUACUGAAAUCUGUAAGAGAUACACCAGGAUCAGACUACAUCAAUGCUAAUUAUGUGGAUGUAAGUGUAUCAUUGAACCCGCAUAUUGGCAUCUUCUAGAGUUAUACCUCCACCGAAAACAAAGAAACCAUAACUUAUUCGAAUAAACAUCGAAGUUCAUAAAUAGAAAACUGCAAGAAAUUGCUUCUCUCUGCUUUGAAACUCCAAAUUAUUGGAAAAAUCAUUACGUUUAUUAUUAUUAUUAUUAUCAUUAUUAUUAUUAUUAUUAUUAUUAUUAUUAUUAUUACCGUCAAUAAUCCUUUUAAGGGAAUGUUGACGCUUGUCAAAAGUAGCAGCAAUGAAUAAUGGCAGUUACCAGAUACUAACACUCUAUCCGCCUAGAUUAGCCCUGAUAUUUGAAAUAAAGUUGAUAUUCUGGUACAUUAGCAUUUUCUUCCCACUUCUCAAAAGAAAGUUGGAAUUUAAAGGUUAUUUAUAACAGUUUUACGUCGACGUUUUUACAGUGAUAAUAUUCCUGGUUUUCUGUAAAAUCCUGUAAAUAUUUUUGAAUUUCACUGUAGGGUUACAGCUCUCCAGUCAAGUACAUUGCAACCCAAGGUAAAAGUUUUUUUUUUUCUAUUUUACCAUUGGUAAGUUUUCGUCCAGUCUUUUAGUUAACCUAGAUGAAUUUUCCUUUUCCUUUGUAGGGCCUUUGAAAAACACAUUGAACGAUUUCUGGCGAAUGAUUUGGGAGAAAAACGUUAAAACAAUAGUCAUGAUUGGUAUGCAAAACGAGGUAUGUACAUUGCCUUUAUUUGUUUAGUAGUACCAUGCCAUUUUUUCUUCUUCUUUUUUUGACUGCGCAGCAGGAUUAAGUUGAUACAGCGCUUGAAUGCAGAGCUGGAGAUCGCGAGUUGGAUUCUCGGGGCCAGACCAUCACUUGUGGUGUCACGGGGUCUUAAUAAAAAAUAACAGUGAAAUGAAGGUACUGCCUUUGCCUCGCGAGGGACUAGAUGCUUCGCGUGGCUCGUAUAACAGGCCACAUAAAGCCCCCUCUCUAACAGUGGGCGUAAAAAUAGUGUCCAAAAUUAGUACCUUACUUCUAAAGAAAGUGCUUUUUUUGCCAAGUCCGUCAUGUUUCAGGUUCACGUCUCACUUUUCUGUUGUCGUACCUUUUGGUUCUCUGUCGACCCGUUAACUAGUGCAUGUCCCAGACCCGCCUCGACCCUAGACCCUGGUCAUUACCCCAAUUCAAAGAUUCCACCCCCCUCUCCACCCUCUUGUUUCAUGAUCCCUUUAGCGCGGCGAAAAAUGCGUCAUUCCCUUCAUUUACCUCGGUCUCCACUCGUUCUCAGGGCUGCAAUAGGGACUUCAAGAUGCCACAACGGCGACGACAACAAGAACAUCAAAAAAGCAGUAGGCUAAAUAGGCAAAACAAAAACUCUGCACGCUUUGUACAUUUUUUGCCGUCACUGCACGACUACGACAGGAGAAUGCUUAAUUUCACGUUUUAUGGAAGACGUAAACAAGGGAGGGCUAAAUUUUCUUUCUGUUUCUAAACUUCAAGAGUAUGGUUCUUAGGAAUUCGGCUCAAAAGGAGUUCGCUUGUAUUUGGCAAAGUAAACGAGAUGGAGUAAUCGCGAUAGAGAUUGAAAGAACGCAAAUUCACUUUUUAAGUGACGUUUUCGUGGCGGUCCCCGUCGUGGUAUCUUGAACUUCCUAAUAGGCUGAUUUAGCAACAGAACGGGAACGUCAGUUGACGACGGCUCGCGCAAAUCAAACAACUGGCUUGAUCAAUGGCAGAGUGGCAAAUUGGGCACCGGAAGUCGAGUUUUAGUCCUUUCCGCGCGCUUUCCCGUCUUCAAAUGACGUUCCCGUUCUUUUGCUAAAUCAGCCCAAACUCCUUGGGGACGGAUAAGAUCUUUUUGGGUCAAUAUGGAGCAAUCCAGACUAUGCAUUUCUGAACCAAUUCUGCUUUCAGUUUAAGGAUUUAAGUCAGUAAGGCCUAGGUCAAAAGUGGAACUUUUCAGGAGACGUAACAAACUUACUGAGUUAAGUUCAUGGAAAGUUCGACGUUUGGCCUUAACCAAAGCAGCGAAUUCAGUAAGGAUGGAUCGCUGCAUAGAUACCUAGUUUCGGAAAUUUGAAGGAAAGUGUUAAAGGCGUUGAAUGAUACUGUGAAUCGCGUGGAAUAAGAUCGAGACGAUAUCAAAGUUAAUAUUUAUUGUUGUAACAUACAAAUUUUAUCCUGAUACAGCAGGAACCGACCUGCGAGAGAUACUGGAACGAGACCGAGCCCACAAAGUAUGGUCAUGUGAAUGUUUCAUUACUAAGCAGUUGUGUAAUGACUAACUGGAUAGUCAGGGAGUUUAUUAUCUGGGUAAGUAGAAAUAUUAAAAGAGGUUACACACUAUAGACAUAUCUUUUCGAUGCGCUGACAUCUCUUAACAGUCAAUUAUUCUUUUAUCUCUCCUAAUGUCAAAUUAACAUCAUUUGGGAAUAAACCCGAGCGAAUUCAAUUUAUACGUUGAAGGUUGAUUCACUCGCGUGCAUCCCUGAAAGAGCGCCUACUAAAACAAAUUAAAGACAGACAAAUCAAGUUGAUAUAAAUAUGUCCAGAGUCUCCUUGUCCAAAUUAUUUACAUUAUUGCCUAAAACAUCUUCUUAUAUUUGCAAAAAUGAAGUCAACAGAUUCAGAGAGUUCAGAAAAGCGAGAUAUAUUCCAGUACCACUUUACCUCCUGGCCUGACCACUCGGUUCCACGGGAUACCUCAGCAUUCUUAAUGUUUCAUCAUAAGUUGAGAAGUGCCCUCGCUGUCGAUCCAGGACCUAUUGUGGUUCACUGCAGGUAUUUAUUUAUUUGUUUGUUUAUUUGUUUAUUUAUUUAUUUAUUUAUUUAUUCAGGAGCAAAUUUAAAAUUGAUGUGUUUUCGUUAAUAACACUCAGAGUUUAGUGUGGAUGGAAGGUCUAACGCAUCGAAAUGUAUCCGUUUUCAAAAAAGAGCGCAUUAAUGUAGACGGAACCUAUGGGUGUUACCAAAUGCUCGUUUUCAGUGUCUGCGUAGGAUGGACUCGCAACUAACUAUCAGGGCAGGGCAAUAAAGAAAGUUUGCAAUAUUGAGCGUUACAUGGAGCGCCCGUUGGAAUCAUUGACCCCUCAACGAAAUUAAAAGAGUUCCCUCCAUGUUCAAUAAGACAUUGCCGUGUCUGUGUUUAUCAUUUCCAGCGCCGGUGUUGGUAGAACAGGGGCUUUUAUAGCUAUUGAUUCUCUGAUGGAACAGAUGGAAGCCGAAAAGAUCGCUGACGUGUUUGGAUUUACAGCGCGAAUGAGGAAGCAAAGAAACUACAUGGUACAGACACAGGUAUGAUCUCAACUCUUUUAGGCUGCAAACGCAUAGUCGCUUCUCUCGGGUGACAAAGAAAUGAUCGGAAAUACGUCUGUGUCAGCAGGCUACAACUCUUCCAAACUUCUAAUUUUAUGAAUUAAAGUAUGAAUAUACUAAUUGUAACCAGCUUUCCACUCAAACCGGCUUACUUGCUUUUACGUAAAAACACUUAGAGCCGGUUUCAUUUAAUAUAAAAUUAGCCACUCCUACACAAUUCGCCUGUAUCAAUUUACCCAACGUUAAAUAAAUAAUCUUAACAUGUUGUUUAUUGGUUUUUUCAAAUUUUUAUUUAUUGACUGAUUUUGUUUUCGUCAAAUCAGACUUAACUAACCGAGUCUUGAUGUUCCUUGGUUCGGGCCUUGUGUGACGUGGCAGUCUCUCCUAUAUCUGGUUAGGGACGUAACUAUUCACGUAGAAGAUGAUAAACCCCUUCACGCUUUUUCAUCUUUUUGCUAUGUCCUUCAGUUGAAGGGGUCCUUUUUUUUGCAAACUGCACUUCUCACCUUAUCGCGUUUGUCAGCCACCAACAGCUCAUCUGAUUAAUACCACUGUUGGUUAAAAACUGGGCCAAUCAACUAGAAGGCAAAAAUGUAAAGAAAAUAAACAGUCUUUAUGUCUCUCCAUAGGAACAGUACUGGUUUAUUUACGAUGUACUGAAAGAUGCAUCUGUCUGUGGAACCACAACUAUCUCUUCAAAUGACCUGGGUAGUGGUUUACUUUGUGUCUCAGGGGAAGAGCCUGAGGUUGCUGAACAAAGGGCAGCAGAAUUUAAGGUACGUCCUGACAAAGACUCCCGCAGCUUAUAUUUAAAGAAGUUCUUCCACAUUAUUUCGCGUUCAUAUAUUUCUCUUCGUUAAAAGUAAAAUUCUAGAAAAAAGAAGAUUAAACGGGCUUUGUCAUUAAAAGGUCUACAUUUUUAGUCAAAGAUGAGAUGAAAUUUUCUUCAUUCCGUGUAAGUAUGGCAACAUUAAUGAAAAAAAUGGACAUUAGAUAAUCUCCUUUUUAAAAGCAACUUCUUCGGAAAGCCGUUUACAAUAGAAAGCUGAGCUGAAAUUUUAACUAAGUAUCCUCAGACAUCUCUUUUAAUACUUGGAGGUCUAAAAGAAUGAUACAAAGGAAACGAAAAACAGUUCGAGUUAGCGUGGAUUCAUUAAGAAGAGAGCGUGAUUUAGCUCCUUUAAGACAGUGACCCGUCUCUUUUUAAGGUUAGCUUACUCUUGAGUAGACAUGGUCACACCAUGAGUUGUGCCCGAAUUUCUAACCUCACUUUAGGCAAGGUACAGCCCUGCAAUCAGUGCCAAAACUUUUUCAGUUUGCCCAUAGGAUAAAGGGUGGGUGCAAGAAUAAAAAGGAAGCUAAGGCAUCAUGAUCUGAGGAACACAAUUUUUAUUUGAAUGUUUGUCAUAUAACGAGGGUAGUAUCACUGCCAAAUGGUAGACCAUGACUAGAAACCGUGUAAAACCAUGUAAAACCAUGGUUAAACAUGGCCUAUCCAAGGUCCUCUCACCGGGGGUUCGCCCUAUCUCGUUCUUAAUACUAGUUGUCGUCACGGCAAUUAGCUCAUUCUUAAGAGUUAUGGGGGUAGCCAAAAACUCGUGAAGUCCCCCUCCCCCUGCCGAAUUUUAAAGCUGAAUGCUUGUGACUCAUGCCCCGAUCUGAAUACUGCCCUGAGUGGUAAUUUUUCUGUCUGUUGUUAAGCUGUCUACUAGUCGUUCUCGAACCAUUUAGUAACACUUUGUACGCUUGCUGUAUGUAAAAACAGCCCAACAGAAAAAGAACAGAGCGUGAUUUAGCUCCUUUAAUACAGGAAAGAACAACAAGAUUAGUAUUUCUUUUUUUUUUUGUUUAUAAUGUAAAAAUUAACGAGUGAGCAGAUUAUAGGUGAUAAUAUUUUGUCACUAAAUGUACCUUUGACGGUUGGUUUGUCUUUUUUUUUCUGAUUAACAGAAUCUUCAAGUCUACUCUACCGACUUGCCAAUUUUCAAGGACGCCUUAGUUCGAGAAAACACAACGAAAAACCGUAGUCCUGAAAUACUACCCUGUAAGUAAAGAUUGUUUUAAAAGCAAUUUCUUUGGAAAAGAAGUUUACGAUAAAAGGUAUUGCCUUUCUUUCUUCUCCUUGACCUCGUACAGGUGGAAAUAAUUGAUUUCACUGUUUUGUACGUUUGUUUAAUUUUUGUGCUAGAUGAGGUUGCCCAUUAUAUUUGCGGUAAGGUGCCGUGCCUCGCACUAAGAUUUGAAGCGUUAGCUUGCAUGCCUGCUUGUUUUCGUAACUCAUGUUUACUUUUCCUUUCUCUCUCUCCUCUUUUUUUCUUUCCUUCUUCCUAUUAAGUCAACCACAACAGAGUUCAUCUUACGACCAUUCCUGGAGAACCCGGAUCAGACUACAUCAACGCCAGUUUCAUUGAUGUAAGUUGACGCCGCUCGUUUCACCAUACGGGGUUUUUAACUAGUAUAAACAAGUACAGUAAAAUUCCGAAAAUAAGCCCCGGGGCUUAUAUUUUUCAAAGGCCCUUUUUGAGGGGCUUAUUUUCGGAGGGGCUUAUAUUCGAAGGGGCUUAUCUACGGAGGAAAUUUGCGUUUCAAAAUCGAUUGGGCUAGCCUUAUAAUUGGAAGUAAAUUUACCGUUUUUGCUUUGUUUUACUUUGUAUUUGAGGACAAUUUUCCAAGUACAAGUCCCCGGGGGCUUAUAUUUGGAGGGGCGAUUUAACGGAGGGUUUUUUGCGUUACCGGUUUGGGGGGCUUAUAUUUGGAGGGGCUUAUUUUCGGAAUUUUACGGUAUAUUAUAAUAGGUGACGAAUUAACCCUUAAUUUUGGGGAGAUAGUUUUAGUAUUAAUUUAUAUUUUCACAUGAAAAAUUACAAAGUUGCCAUUGCAAAACCUUUCGUACGUCUAAGUGCCAAGAUGUCGGGAAAUUUUUAAAACGGUAGGAAUUACGAACAAAGUACAUCAAGAAGGAUUCUAAAGGCCUAAAGGCUUAUUACAUGUAAGGCUCCGGAAAUUAUUAAGGUCAGUACACACCAGGCGACAAGUUGCAGCAACAUGCCGCGAAGACACGUCGCAGCGACAAAUCGCUUCGUGUGUACUGGAAAAUUUUUGUGAAAAUCUUUUUCUCUUCUUAUGGAAAUUAUGCUUAAGAAUACGUAGUUAGCAUAAGAACAACAUUAUUUACAUAAUAAAGCAGGAAGGGUUGUGUCAAAACAAGGUCAACCCUAUCCUCGUUUUUACCUCACCAGCUGUAACUGUAAAAUGACGCCAUUUGAUUACACAUACAAAUUACUUUUGAGCCAGCCUAAACAUCAGCCUUCACAUAAACCAAACAUGCAAAAACGAAAUUUAUAAGUGAUGCUAAUCCAUCUGUUGGAAUAAUGGUUGCUGGUCACUUGACCUCAGUAGGUCAAGUUCAGGCGAAGUUCAGUUCAUUGUGGUUUCUGCUAUUGGCGAGUUUUAUUUUUGUUUCAAGUUGUUUUUCCUAUUUGCCUUUUAGGGCGGAAAAGUCUUCUUCAAGGAGACGCUUUCGGCCUAAAAUGAGAGAUUCUGAAUUGAAGAUUCAGCUUUACUUUUAUUGUUGCCGUUUAUUUUUGCCAGAGUUACAACGAAGGUAGAUUAUACGUCGCCACUCAGACACCAGUCUCCAACACUGUUGACGACUUCUGGCGCAUGGUAUGGGAACAGCGGUCAACUAUAGUGGUCAUGCUCAGUGAUUUAACAGAUAAUGAAAUGGUAAAGCAAUUUUAAGACAACCAAUUAAACCGUAUCAAUAGACCUUAUCGGAGUCCCCCUCCCCCCUUUUUUCCCUCCAUUUUUUCUCUCUAUUUUUUAAGAGGGCAAUUGCGAACUAUUUGAUAUGAAAAAAAAAUAAUUGUCUUCAAAUAAACCUCAAUUUUCCAUUAAAAGUUUUGCUCUUGGCCGCACUAUGAAAGUGAGGGUUUGGGAAGUGGGAAAUUACCUACAUGUUUUGCAAUUUACGUUUAGAGAACUUGUCUGAUGUAUUCGAUGCAGAUUGUUUCAGUUAAAACGUAUUAUUAUUUUAUUAUUUUAUUGUCCUUUUUUGGCUAGUGACUUAUCAGGUUAGUUGGUUGCACGUACGAAAUGGCAGUGUUAAAAGAAGGUUUCAACGGGAAAUGACAGAGAUCUUGACAAAAGAAAAAUCUAUCUUAUAACAGUAAUUCUAGUAUCUCUAGACUUAAACCUAAGGACCAAGAAGCUAGGUGUCACUGAACUCAUCUAUAUUUAAAAAAGAGAACGCACCAGUAAAACUAUACUGGCUGGCUAACUGACUGUUUAAAUAAUUUAACGAUACGUACAAAUAAUUGUCUACGUAAGGAGCACGAUACUCGAUAUUGGCCAGAAGAGGGAUGGAGCAAGUAUGGAAGGUUGCGAGUGGCGAAAAUCGAUGAGGAGCGACUGGAGGACCACACCCAAAGAGUUUUUAAACUACGGCGCCAAGGGGUGAGUUCAAAGCAUCAACUACUAACUCUUAAAAUGCCCCCAAAAAUCCUCAGAUUAUAUCACUUACAUUGUCCAUCAGAACUGACAAAUACUUCGCUAUUUUAUUACUUGUUUUCUCUAAAAAGCUAAAGGGUUUCUUCACAUUAUUGGAUUCCAAAAAUCAUGCCCCAGUUUUACUAUUUUAAACUAUCUUUAGGCACUGAAACGUUUUCCUUGUGUAUUUUACUACGGAUGCUCGUGCUGAAAGUAUCUCUCUCGUUCGCUUCGCUCACUCGUGAGAGAUACUUUCAGCACUCGAACAUAAAAUUCGUAUCCCCGCGCGGCCAUGUAAUAUCCUCUAUUUAUUUCACACGCAGAGUGAUGACACUCACCUAUUAUAUCACUUUCAAUACCGCCGUUGGGGGGAAACUGGGCUUCCUCAGGCCCAUUCUCUAGUGUACCUACAGCAACAACUCCACAAAGUGCAGCUUGGGCGAGAACAUCAUGGUCCCAUCAUUAUACACUGCAGGUAUAUGUAACUUGAAAACGGGUCAAUGUAAUUCUGCUCCGAGUUUUUGAUAACCACCCCCCUCCCCUUCCUCCGCAAGUUACAUGCCCAUCUACCAUCUACAUCCGAUUAUAACCUCCCCCCCGGAUAUAAGCCCUCUUCAAAUGUAUUGAAACGAAUUUGAUUUAUUGUCAAUGAACCUUAAAAGCUUUAUUAAUGAAAACAAAUUUUGAUUAGACGGUUAUGAACCCCUCUGAUAUAGGCCCCUCCCUUGCGAUGAGCCCAAGGAUAAAUAUACGGCAGUUUACGGUAUUGCAUUAUGCAUUGUAUAAGUUGCUAUCUACAGGGGUAACUAUACAGCGUUUUCAAACGACCUUGCGGCAGCCAUGUUGUUCUUUCAAACCAGUCCUGUUGGAGUUGACUCUUUUCUUAUAGUAAACACUUUAUUUUGUUCCAAUAAAUUAUCAUAGAUGCUGGACAAGUGAGUGAGAACGCAUUAUAAAGGGGACCAAUUGUGUGGACAGUAACUCAUUCACCUUCUUAACAACUAGGGCCAGUUCUCUUGGUAGCUUUUUGUUGCUGUUAGAGAAAGUAGAAAACAAUACUAAAUCGUUUUCUCUUUAUUGGUGCAGUAAUGGUGAUGGACGCACCGGAGUAUUUCUCAGUCUGUGUUUAAGUAUCGAGAGACUGGAAACUGAAGAUAACGUAGACAUCUUUCAAACCGUACGAUGGCUCAGGUCACAGAGAGCCGGAUUGGUAUCUAGCCAGGUAAAUAAACUUUCGUUUACUUUAUCAGCCUUACUGGGCACAGAUUUACCCAAUGAGGAUAUGCACGAAAGGGACGCAUGGUUUUCAUGCGAGUUGUCCUCCCUCUGACCCAUUCACACAACCCAUGACAGAUAUACAGAAGGGUUGGUCACUGCUGCUACUGUUGCUGCUUCUCCUCCUGCUACUGUUCCCUCUCCUACUCUUGCUCGUGUUACUGCUCCCGCUCCUGCAGCUCCUGCUCCUGUGUCUGCUCUUGCUACUGCUACUGCUCCUACUGCGACUGCUCCUUCCGCUGCUUCUUCUGCUCCUGCUCCUCCUACUCCUCCUGCUACUGCUGCUACUGCAAAUUCGACUGCUCCUGUUCCUAGGCUACUACUGCUCCUGCUACUGCCCCUGUUCCUGUUCCUGUUCCUGCUCCUGCUCCUGCUCCUGCUCCUGCUCCUGCUCCUGCUCCUGCUCCUGCUACCCCUCCCGCUGCCACUACUCUUGCUCCUGCUCUUGCUGCUCCUACUCCUAUUCCUGCGCGCAACUGCUUCGCCUCCGGCUCCUGCUCCUCCUGCUACUGCUCCUUCUAUUGUUCCUGCUUUUGCUCCUGUUCCUACUCCUGCUACUGCUACUGCUACUACGACAUAAGCGGCUUCGUCUGAUGUCAAGUUCGAAAAUUAGCUAGUUUAGCCAACUUUUUCUAUGUAUUUCCGUUGAAUUAUUUUAUUUUAGUGAAAUGAGUUUAGCAAAGUAGCAGCACGUCAGAUGGUACUAAAUCAUGAUUCUGCGGUGGCCUGACUUGCCUUGCUGAAGCAAUAUUGCCGGCUUUAGUAAUGUAACAUCACAGUGGCAAGAGUUUUUGAAGCUGGCUUUAUUAGCCCCUCUAAACGAUCCUUUAUGAUUGUGUUUACUUUUGCAAAUUACGGAAUAAUUCUAGUCGUUAUAGCUAAGUGCCAUAACUUCUGUUUUUUUCUAGUUGCUGCUACCGCGUGUGAUCAAAUUGAUGCCGUUUUAACUCAUAAUUUCUACGUUGUGUUAUAGGAACAGUACAACUUCUGCUACGAACUGAUCAAAAGCUAUCUGGCCUGGAAAACAAUUAACACCAUACAGAACGACUACGUGUGAAAACAAAGCCGCUAUUUCCAAUGUAGAUGAAGGGGAUGAAAAAAGGCAUUAACCCUCUACAGACUCAGUUCUGCUGUGUUAUGGAAACACGUCAUGUUACUGUUUAGAAGCAUAUACAUUUAUAGUGUCAUAAUAGCGUUUUAAGUAGAAACCUUUCCGACGGAAUCAGUAGUUUCACCAUUAGUAGUUCCUGUUUAGGCCAAAAGCCUAUAGUUAAAGUUUUAUUAUAUUCAAGCAUAUUAACCCUUUCCAAAAGUGACCAACAAAACUGUUUUGUUCGUAAAACAAAUUCUCUUUUCUAAUUAUUUGAGGAGAUGUAUGGAGAUCGUUGGAGAGAAUUUGUGUGUGGACAUUGGGAUUGAAGGGUUAAAGUCAAUACUUAAAACUGUGUAGAUACUAAAAGCGUCAGUCAGCCCGUGUGGAGUUGAAAACGAUCGAUGCCGAUUUUUAGACAAUACAACUAAUCAACUUCUUCUUUUGAAAGUCUUCUUUGCUGCUUAAGAAAAAACAUGUCCAAUACAAUGCCCAGAAUGUAACAAAUCCAAUCUCGGCCAAUCUCAAUCUCUGCCCUCUAAAUGAGCUGUCACGAUAAAUCGCCACAACAAAUAAUAAUAAGAGAAUGAUAUGGAUACACAACCGCAGCCUUUUUAGCCUUGGUAGAAUUCGCACAAUUUUGCAAUGUUACGUUUAAAGGCUUGGGUACCAACGAUUGUAUUGACCUAAAAAUUUGGCAUAAACCGUUUAAACACAAAGAAAAUAGACGAGGAGCCAGCUUUUU